CCUACCGCCACCGCCAUCACCAUCACUCCCUUCAUUGCCAAGACGAGGCCCUGUGAAGUCACGCUCAAUAUUUCACAUGUCGAAAUUACAGUAAUGGGUCAUGUGUUUGUGGAGAGAGAGGUAGAUUUUGCGGUUGAAGUAAAUAAUUCAGUCAUGCAGUGAGAUUAGUCAUGUUCUCUGUGUAAGGACCUAGUGGCGCUUUUGGCAGUUUCAAGAUGGAAAUCGUUUCUCUGAAGAGGAGGAAGAAACAUGUCUUUGUAAUCAGUCCCAUGGGUAUAAUAGACUACACAGAGUGACUGAUGCUUCUACGGUGCUACAAAUUGUUUUUUUUGCCAUUAAAAUACUGCAAAUCAGUCUCUAUCACUAGAGUGUGUUUUUUCAUAUACAGUGGCUUGCGAAAGUAUUCACCCCCCUUGGCAUUUUUCCUAUUUUUUUGCCUUACAACCUUGAAUUAAAAUGGAUUUUUUGGGGGUUUUGUAUCAAUUGAUUUACACAAUUUUUUUUUGUGUGAAAGUGAAUACUUUGUAGAGCCACCUUUUGCAGCAAUUACAGCUGCAAGUCUCUUGAGGUAUGUCUCUAUAAGCUUGGCACAUCUAGCCACUGGGUUUUUUGUCCAUUCUUCCACUGCUCCAGCUCCUUCAAGUUCAAUGGGUUCUGCUGGUGUACAGCAAUCUUUAAGUCAUACCACAGAUACUCAAUUGGAUUGAGGCCUGGGCUUUGACUAGGCCAUUCCAAGACAUUUAAAUGUUUCCACUUACACCACUCGAGUGUUGCUUUAGCAGUAUGCUUAGGGUCAUUGUCCUGCUGGAAGGUGAACCUCCGUCCCAGUCUCAAAUCUCUGAAAGACUGAAACAGGUUUCCCUCGGGAAUUUCCCUGUAUUUAGUGCCAUCUAUCAUUCCUUCAAUUCUGACCAGUUUCCCAGUCCCUGCCGAUGAAAAACAUCCCCAUAGCAUGAUACUGCCACCACCAUGCUUCACUGUGGGGAUGGUGUUCUCGGGGUGAUGAGAGGUGUUGGGUUUGCGCCAGACAUAGUGUUUUCCUUGAUGGCCAAAAAGCUAAAUUUUAGUCUCAUCUGACCAGAGUCCCUUCUUCCAUAUGUUUGGGGAGUCUCCAACAUGCCUUUUGGCGAACACCAAACGUGUUUGCUGAUUUCUUUCUUUAAGCAAUGGCUUUUUUCUGGCCACUCUUCCGUAAAGCCCAGCUCUAUAGAGUGUACGGCUUAAAGUGGUCCUCUGACAGAUACUCCAAUCUCCGCUGUGGAGCUUUGCAGCUCCUUCAGGGUUAUCUUUGGUCUCUUUGUUGCCUCUCUGAUUAAUGCCCUCCUUGCCUAGUCUGUGCGUUUUGGGGGGCAGCCCUCUCUUGGCAGGUUUGUUGUGGUGCCAUAUUCUUUCAUUUUUUUUUUAAUAAUGGAUUUAAAUGGUGCUCCGUGGGAUGUUCAAAGUUUCUGACAUUUUUUUAUAACCCAACCCUGAUCUGUACUUUUUUCACAACUGUCCCUGACCUGUUUGGAGAGCUCCUUGGUCUUCAUGGUGCCACUUGCUUGGUGGUGCCCCUUGCUUAGUGGUGUUGCAGACUCUGGGGUCAUUCAGAACAGGUGUAUAUAUACUGAGAUCAUGUGACAGAUCAUGUGACGCUUAAAUUGCGCACAGGUGACUUCUGAAGGUAAUUUGUUGCACCAGGUCUUAUUUAGGGUCUUCAUAGCAAAGGGGGUGAAUACAUAUGCACGCACCACUUUUCCGUUAUUCAUUUUUUAGAAUUUUCAGAAGCAAUAAAAAAAAUUCAUUUCACUUCCCCAAUUUGGACUAUUUGUGUAUGUCCAUUACAUGAAAUCCAAAUAAAAAUCCAUUUAAAUUACAGGUUGUAAUGCCACAAAAUAGGAAAAACGCCAAGGGCGACGAAUACUUUUGCAAGGCACUGUAAUCUGUGGUAGCAGCCCAUGUAGGCUGUGUACUAAACUUUGCACUAUUUAGUGCACUACUUUUGACCUGGGCCCACAGAGCUCUGGUCAAAAGUAGUGCACUAUGUAACGAAUAGGGUGUCAUUUGGGACGCAACGUAGUCCUCAGACAUGGUGUUCAGGUGUAGUUGUGUGAAACUUAAAUGGGUAAAUGUAACUUUAGGCCUGCUCUUUGUGAAUAUUUGACCCCACAGAUGACCACACUCGUGUCAGACUGCAACUGCUGGAUGGAGACCCCCACUCGGACUACAUCAAUGCCAGCUACAUAGACGUAAGUAUCAGGCAGCGGCGACGUGAAGGGAAUGGGCUGCUACGUUUUAUCAUAAUGUCUUUGUAUUUGACUUUUUAUAGGAGAUGAGACAGCAUUAUUUUCACUUCAGAUCAUCUUUACUAAGAUAUAAUCAAAUAUUGCACAGAGCAUUAUGGGAAUUGUAGUAGAACAUGUUACUAUGUGCCUGUAACGUUGACAUAUUAUUAUCUGCUGCAAACACAGUGCAUCUGAGCAUGUAUUUGCUGCUCUUUGGAUGAAAGCAUCCUGCAAUGACAUAACUACGAUAAUGACAGUGUCCAUAUGAUUGUCUCUAUUAUGCUGUAGAUGCUGUGAAUGCCCUGCACUUUGAGAAGCAGCAUCAGUAUAAGUCGGCAUUACAGCUGUAUCUAUAAUCAUGUCAUCAAGCCCCAUUUCAUCUAAUAAAACAAUGACUGGGUCGAUUGUGCCAGGAUCCGCUGGUAAAAUUGACUGUUAUACCUGGCUCUAGCCCUAGGAGCCUCAACUGUGUUGAUUGUUAAUUUAUCUCACAGCGGUUGCAAUAGUAAUGCAUUUGAAAAUGUUUGUUUUUUUCACACAGUUGAUAUGGUGAAAUGACAAUGUCAUAUUAAUGAUAUGAAAUUGAUAUAUUAACGUGAACAAGGCAAUUUGUCUCGAUGGAACAAUAUGACAGAAUUGCCUUUUAUUUUGGCGGAUAGGAAAAUGAAGAGGCUCGGAUUUGAUCUGAUUUGGAAAGGACCUUGCGCUGUUACACCUUAGGUUUUUAUUUUUUCUCUUCUCUUUCUCACAGGGGUAUCAUAGACCAAGACAUUACAUCGCCACACAAGGUAAUUCAAUUGGAUGGAGGGGAGGUCUGUAAAGACAGUAGACCGCUGGAAAUGUGUCCCCAGACAUGGGGGAGGCAAUUACUUGGACACCCUAAAUAAAAUAAAAACACAGUUAAAGCCAAUAACAAAUUGAAGACACCAUUUCUUUAGUUCCAUAACAAAUGGGGGCUUAUCUUAAAUUGAUCGUGGGCAUGGUUGUGCAGUGGAUAAGUUGCUCUGCUUCUGGGAUCAGAUAAAGCAUGAUGAGACGGUGAUGUCAUAAAUCUCAAGGUUCUUCAGAAAGUAUAACUGCAUUGGGAAGCCAAUGGGGGCUCUAGUCAAAGGUAGUGCACUUUAUAGGGGAUAGAAGGUGACAUUCUCGGGGAUAGGGUACCAUUUUUAAUGCAGCCAUAAUGACACAAUUCGAACACUUGGCUCCUAUGUGUACUUCCUGGUUCCUGUUAUGAUCAUCUCUGUCCAAUCCUUCUUGAUCUUAUCCUUGCUUUCUUUUCUCCUUCCAGGCCCCAUGCAGGAGACGGUGAGAGAUUUCUGGAGGAUGAUCUGGCAAGAGAAUUCUGUCAGUAUCGUCAUGGUUACGAACCUGGUGGAAGUGGGCAGGGUGAGUUCAUCAAAGCGGAUUUGAAAGGUGUUAGAGGAGUACUACUCUGGGGACACUGCCAAGUGGCUAAGAACGUGUGACGUUAUUGCAGAACCGUCAACGUUCUUAUACGGAAUGGAUUUAUGUGCUGUUUAUUUCCCCGCUGCUCGAAAAACACUUGGUGAAGAGCCAGUUGUUUAAUAGGUCAGGGUGUGUCAGUCAUAGCUGAUAUUCCCCUUCCCUACACCUCAUACCAUUACUGUUCACAACAACAAAUAGUUCACAACAAAUCAACAACAAAUAAAAAAAAAUUUUUUUUUUCAAUGUAAUUCAAUUAGGCCUCUUUGUAAAUUAUGAAUAUACUAUCAACCACAGAAAUAUAAUGAAAUGAUUGGUCCUGUAAUGUUAAAUUAAUAAUAUUAUUUCUGUCCCUUUCGGGAACACUUUUGGCUCAACAGCACCCCAGAGGCAAAAGUCCCGCACAGCCUCUUUAAGAGACAAGGAUUUGACCAUGAAUGUUUCUCUUCCCAGGUGAAGUGCGUGAGGUACUGGCCUGACGAGACUGAUGUGUACGGAGAUAUCAAGGUGACACUGAUUGAGACAGAGCCACUGGCCGAGUACGUCAUCCGCACCUUCACAGUCCAGAAGGUAAACCGACUAAGUCAAUAACCAUGUUCGCUUGUUUUGUUUUCAUUCAUUCCAACCUAACGGAUUUACAUAUGUGGUUGACUGCAAGGUUGAAGCUAAGUUGCUCAACUGGGAAAUGGGAGUAUAAUUGAACACUAGUAAUCAGUGAGGAUUUGCAUUGAAAGAAGCACAAUAUAGUUGGGAUGCAGGAUUCAGAAUUCGACACCAUUGUUCUGUUAGCUUUUUUUUCUUUGAAAGGGAAACAUCAGAGGAACAGUCAUCAAACAAGCAAGCUUUGAUAGUCUUGAAAUGCAUAUUUUGUGGCUCCGUGAAAGCCGCUUAAGCAGACAGCACAACAGCUUGUAGUCAACGAAUUUUGCCUGCAAUUAAUCCAUCAGUUUUGCAAGAAAGAAAAAGUUCAUUUUAACCUUCUCACACUCUCCAUUUGAAAGGGAAACAGGAAGUUGUCAUUACAGAGCUACACUAUCACACCACAACCUUAAUUCAUGGGCCUUAAAAAGCAGUGCACCGUGAUGGGUUCACGCUUCGUAUGCUUUCAAAUAUAGCGUAUUCAAUCGUUUUAAUUACGUCAAAUAAUGUGCUCUGAUAUUAUGAAAAGCAUUAUUAAUGACGAAUCCAAAGGGAUUAUUUUACUGCACAACGCAGAUAGAUAGAUCUUAAGGCCCGCACACACAGACUUUAAUCCGUUGAAAAUAAAAUGAGCCAGAGCCCACUGGGUUGGCAAGCUUAGACAUAGUUUACCCCCCCGAUUUACACCGUUACCACCUUCAAUAGUGCACCUGUCGACCCAAGUCUCCAUACACUCCAAACAGGCGAGGUAUUUUAACUGCAGUGUGAAGUGUUAUGUGGGCUUUGCCGGCAUAUCAACGCUGGCAGGCAGGGAUUAAACAGUUCACCAACCCAAAUGGCAAUUAACCACUUAGCAUUAGCGCAGAGAGUAUAGUUUAUUAGGAGCCCCAUUAGCUACUGCACAUGCUGCAGCUACUCUUCCUGGUGUCCACAUAAAAUGUACAAAUACAUGACAAAGUACAGAACAGUAAUAGACAAGAACAACAUGAGAUAUGACAUUCAAUUCCAAAAAUGUGUAUUAUUUUAAAUCAGAGUUAUAUAUAGGAAAGACACCACGAGAUAACAAAAAUACUAUUCACACACUAUUCAUAAAUACAGUACCAGUCAAAAGUUUGGACACACCUACUCAUUCAAGGGUUUUUCUUUAUUUCAAAAAAAUUUUACAUUGUAGAAUAAAAGUCAAGACAUCAAAACUAUGAAAUAACACAUAUGGAAUCAUGUAGUAACCAAGAAAGUGUUUAACAAAUCAAAAUGUAUUUUAUAUUUGAGAUUCUUCAAAUAGCCACCCUUUGCCUUGAUGACAGCUCUGCAUACUCUUGGAAUUCUCUCAACCAUCUUCAUGAGGUAGUCACCUGGAAUGCAUUUCAAUUAACAGGUGUGCCUUCUUAAAAGUUCAUUUGUGGAAUUUCUUUCCAUCUUAAUGCUUUUGUGCCAAUCAGUUGUGUUGUGACAGAAGAUAGCCCUAUUUGGUAAAAUACCAAGUCCAUGUUGUGCCAUGAACAGCUCAAAUAAGUAAAGAGAAACGACAGUCCAUCAUUACUUUAAGACAUGAAGGUCAGUCAAUACGGAACAUUUCAAGAACUUUGAAAGUUUCUUCAAGUGCAGUCGCAAAAACCAUCAAGCGCUAUGAUGAAACUGGCUCUCAUGAGACCCAGAGUUACCUCUGCUGCAGAGGAUAAGUUCAGAAAUUGCAGCCGAAAUAAAUGCUUCACAGAGUUCAAGUAACAUACACAUCUCAACAUCAACUGUUUAGAGGGGACUGUGUGAAUCAGGCCUUCAAGGUCGAAUUGCUGCAAAGAAACCACUACUAAAGGACACCAAUAAUAAGAAGUGACCUGCUUGGGCCAAGAAACACGAGCAAUGGACAUUAGAGCGUGGAAAUUUGUCCUUUGGUCUGGAGUCCAAAUUGGAGAUUUUUGGUUCAAACCGCUGUGUCUUUGGGAGACGCGGUGUGGGUGAACGGAUGAUCUCCGCAUGUGAAGUUCCCACCGUAAAGUAUGAUGGAGGAGGUGUUACAGUGUGGGGGUGCUUUGCUGGUGACUCUGUCUGUGAGGCACACUUAACUAACAUGGCUACCACAGCAUUCUGCAGCGAUACGCCAUCCCAUCUGGUUUGGGCUUAGUGGGACUAUCAUUUGUUUUUCAACAGGACAAUGACCCAACACACAUCCAGGUUGUGUAAGGGCUAUUUUGCCAAGAAGGAGAGUGAUGGAGUGCUGCAUCAGAUGACCUGGCCUCCACAAUCCCCCGACCUCAACCCAAUUGAGAUGCUUUGGGAUGAGUCGGACAGCAGAGUGAAUGAAAAAAAGCAGCCAACAAGUGCUCCUUCAAGACUGUUGUAAAAGCAUUCCAGGUGAAGCUGGUUGAGAGAAUGCCAAGAGUGUGCAAAGCUGUCAUCAAGGCAAAGGGUAGCUAUUUGAAGAAUCUCAAUUAUAAAAUAUAUUUUGAUUUGUUUAACACUUUUUUGGUUAGUACAUGAUUCCAUAUGUGUUAUUUCAUCGUUUUGAUGUCUUCACUAUUAUUCGACAACGCAAAAAUUUUUAAAAAUAAAGAAAAACCCUUGAAUGAGUAGGUGUGUCCAAACUUUUGACUGGUAGUGUACGUAUUCAUAUUCUUAUAUACAGUACAGUUAAAUGGGAGUUAAAAGGGAGUGGAGGUGUGAAGCCUGUGAUUAUUAAUACUACUGUAGCCCAGCGUUAUACUGUACUGUAAAUGGCCACUUUCCAGUUUCCGCACAUCCACUCCCUUUAAGUGCUAUUGCCUUGGCUGAUAUCCUUAUUGGUGGGUUCUAUUUCAAAUAUAUUGUUUCGAUAUCUCACUUUAUGGGGGUUCACUCUAGCAGAUUCUCUAAAGCCUUGGUCACAUUCGCAGUGCUAGCUGAGUGGCGCAGUGGUUUAAGGCACUGCAUCACAGUGCUAGCUGUGCCACUAGAGAUUCUGGUUCGAAUCCAGGCUCUGUCGUAGCCGACUGGGAGACCCAUGGGGCAGCGCACAAUUGGUCCAGGGUAGGGGAGGGAAUGGCCAACAGGGACGUAGCUCAUUUGGUAGAGCAGGGCGUUUGCAACGGCAGGGUUGUGGGUUCGAUUCCCACGGAGGGCACUCACUAACUGUAAGUCGCUCUGGAUAAGAGCAUCUGCUAAAUGAUGCAAGUGCCUCAAAUCCUAUUUAAUUUCAUAUCUGAUUAGAAUCUGUUUUUUUUCUGCAGUCUCAACAGCCAAAAAGCACAUGGAAUCAGAUAUUUCAACUUCAAAUCUGAUUCCUGGCCAUGUGACUUCUGUCUGAAUGGUCAAAUCUGAUAUAUUUGCCCUCAAGUGAUUUUAGACUGUUAUUCAGCAUAUCUUGUUGCUUACUAGCUACUCUGUUGACAGUUUGAAAAUAACAUGUGGUAGCUAACUAGCUUGUUAAUUGUUUACAAACAAGUUAGUGAAUGUGCUAGAAAGCUAAACAUCUAUCUAACUAGCUAGUUGACUGCUGUGGCUAGCCAAAAAUGACUUGUUUUGAAAGGACUCGUUUUGAAAGUUGGAUCAUGUUAUCCUUUGAAGCUUUAAACGUGUUCUUACCCUAUGAUUUUGAACAUUCAAAGCAACUGGGAAACAUCCAUGGCAGACAUUGUUGUCACCUUAGUUUGUACAUAACUUCUAAGUGAUAGGAAGCACAAGCGCCACCACCAAUCAGCCUACACCACUGCACACACACCAAUGGUUACUAUGACAACUAGAGUAGCCUUGUCAAAUGACAAAUUAAUCUUAACGCUACAGCAUGCAAUGACAUUCUAAACGAUUCUGUGCCUUCAACUUUGUGGCAACAGUUUGGGGAAGGCCCUUUUCGGUUUCAGCAUGACAAUGCCACCAUACACAAAGCGAGGUCCAAACAGAAAUGGUUUGUCGAGAUUGGUGUGGAAGAACUUGACUGGCCUGCAUUGAGCCCUGACCUCAACCCCAUCGAACACCUUUGGGAUGAAUUGGAACACUGACUGCGAGCCAGGCCUAAUCGCCCAACAUCAGUGCACGACCUCACUAAUGCUCUUGUGACUGAAUGGAAGCAAGUCCCCGCAGGAAUGUUCCUAUAUCUAGUGGAAAGCCUUACCAGAAGAGUGGAGGCUGUUAUAGAAGCAAAAGGGGGACCAAUUCCAUAUUAAUGCCCAUGAUUUUGGAAUGAGAUGUUGAACGAGCAGGUGUCCACAUACUUUUGGUCAUGUAGUGUAUGUGUCCAAAAAACUAAAAUAUAUCCUUAGCUUUCUUAUAUCUCCUAAAUAUAGGAAAGACACUUCAACAUCUUAUUCCUUAUGAUAAAUGUUUUGAUUGUCUGUUUUGCCAUUUAUGAAUGUGUUAUUCAAUGUGUUUCUAUGGGCUAUUGUAGUAAAGGCCAAAUUCAAUAUUUUAUCAAAUAUUAUUUGUAUAUUUCUAUAUACCUACUGUACAGCGGAGACCCAAGCUAUAGGCUUCUGUAGUGAUGUUCAAAUGACAGUAUGGCGCCAAACCUACGAGUUGAUUUAUAAUUUCUAGAAUGUUUUAAUUAUAUGCCCAGACUUUACACUGUAUUUUAUUUUACAAAGUGUAUAAUAGAUUGUUAAAUAUUAGCCACUAUUGUUAGCCACCGUCAGUUAUACCCAAAUUCAUGUGUAACUGUCACUGACUAUAGUGUUAGUUACCUUACAUUUUGCAUCAUUCCAUCUUUAUUAAAAUAUAUAUAUAUAUAUUUUAAUAAAGAUGGAAUGGAAUGAUGCAAAAUGUAUACGUAUUUAUGUGUAUGUAUAUAUAUAUAUAUAUAUAUAUAUAUAUAUAUAUGCGAGAGGAAAAAAAACAUAUGGGGGAUUGGAAGUGAUGCAGACAAUUACAUUGAUGGAAGUUACAAUCUAUCUGCAAAGUUGAUCUACCCCCUAUAUAUAUAUACAGUGGGGAGAACAAGUAUUUGAUACACUGCCGAUUUUGCAGGUUUUCCUACUUACAAAGCAUGUAGAGGUCUGUAAUUUUUAUCAUAGGUACACUUCAACUGUGAGAGAUGGAAUCUAAAACAAAAAUCCAGAAAAUCACAUUGUAUGAUUUUUAAGUAAUUAAUUUGCAUUUGUUUACAGAUUAUUUCACUUAUAAUUCACUGUAUCACAAUUCCAGUGGGUCAGAAGUUUACAUACACUAAGUUGACUGUGCCUUUAAACAACUUGGAAAGUUCCAGAAAAUUAUAUAAUGGCUUUAGAAGCUUCUGAUAGGCUAAUUGACAUCAUUUGAGUCAAUUGGAGUUGUACCUGUGGAUGUAUUUCAAGGCCUAACUUCAAACUCAGUGCCUCUUUGCUUGACAUCAUGGGAAAAUGAAAAGAAAUCAACCAAGACCUCAGAAAAAUAAUUGUAGACCUCCACAAGUCUGGUUCAUCCUUGGGAGCAAUUUCCAAACGCCUGAAGGUACCACGUUCAUCUGUACAAACAAUAGUACGCAAGUAUAAACACCAUGGGACCACGCAGCCGUCAUACUGCUCAGGAAGGAGACGCGUUCUGUCUCCUAGAGAUGAAUGUACUUUGGUGCGAAUAGUGCAAAUCAAUCCCAGAACAACAGCAAAGGACCUUGUGAAGAUGCUGGAGGAAACAGGUACAAAAGUAUCUAUAUCCACAGUAAAACGAGUCCUAUAUCAACAUAACCUGAAAGGCCGCUCAGCAAGGAAGAAGCCACUGCUCCAAAACCGCCAUAAAAAAGACAGACUACGGUUUGCAACUGCACAUUGGGACAAAGAUCAUACUUUUUUGAGAAAUGUCCUGCGGUCUGAUGAAACAAAAACAGUUUGGCCAUAAUGACCAUCGUUAUAUUUGGAGGAAAAAGGGGGUUACUUGCAAGCCGAAGAACACAAUCCCAACCGUGAAGCACGGGGGUGGCAGCAUCAUGCUGUAGGGGUGCUUUGCUGCAGGAGGGACUGGUGCACUUCACAAAAUAGAUGGCAUCAUGAGGAAGGAAAAUUAUGUGGAUAUAUUGAAGCAACAUCUCAAGACAUCAGUCAGAAAGUUAAAGCUUGGUCGCAAAUGGGUCUUCCAAAUGGACAAUGACCCCAAGCGUACUUCCAAAGUUGUGGCAAAAAUGACUUAAGGACAACAAAGUCAAGGUAUUGGUGUGACCAUCACAAAGUCCUGACCUCAAUCCAAUAGAAAAUGUGUGGGCAGAACUGAAAAAGCGUGUGCGAGCAAGGAGGCCUACAAACCUGACUCAGUUACACCAGCUCUGUCAGCACUAAGCUAAAGAGCUGCCGAUUUCAAGGAGCGGGACUCUAACCCGGAUGCUUAUAAGAAAUCCUGCUACGCCCUCCAAUGAACCAUCAAACAGGCAAAGCAUCAAUACAGGACUAAGAUCGAAUCCUACUACACCGGCUCUGACUGUCGUCGAAUUUGGCAGCGCUUGCAAACUAUCACGGAUUACAAAGGGAAACCCAGCCGCGAGCUGCCCAGUGACAUGAGCCUACCAGAUAAGCCAAAUGCCUUCUAUGCUUGCGUCGAGGCAAGCAACCCUGAACCAUGCGUGAGAGCACCAGCUGUUACGGACGACUGUGUGAUCAUGCUCUCCAUAGCCGAUGUAAGGCCUUUAAACAGGUUAACAUUCACAAGGCCGUAGGGACAGACAGAUUACCAGGACGUGUACUCAGAGCAUGCGCCAACCAGCUGGCAAGUGUCUUCACUGACAUUUUAAACCUCUCCCUGACCCAGUCUUAAAUACCUACAUGUUUCAAGCAGACAACUAUAGUCUGUGUGCCCAAGAACGCCAAUUGAACCUGUCUAAAUGACUAUUGCCCAGUAGCACUCACAUCUGUAGCCAUGAAAUGAUUCGAAAGGCUGGUCAUGGCUCACAUCAACACCAUCAUCACAGACACCCUGGACCCAAUCCAAUUUGCGUACCAACCCCAACAGAUCCACAGAUGACACCAUCUCUAUUGCACUUCACACGUCCCUUUCCCACUUGGACAAAAGGAACACCUACAGUGCAUUCGGAAAGUAUUCAGACCCCUUGACUUUUUCCACAUUUUGUUACAUUAUAGCCUUAUUCUAAAAUGGAUUAAAUAGUUUUUAUACCCCUCCUCAAUCUACACACAAUACCCCAUAAUGGCAAAGCAAAAACAGGUUUUUAGAAAACCUAAAUAUCAUAUUUACAUAAGUAUUCAGACCCUUUACUCAGUACUUUGUUGAUGCACCUUUGGCAGUGAUUACAGCCUCAAGUCUUCUUGGGUAUGAUGCUAAAAGCUUGGCACACCUGUAUUUGUCAUUUCUCCCAUACUUCUCUGCAGAUCCUCUCAAGCUCUGUCAUGUUGGAUGGGGAGCGUCGCUGCACAGCUAUUUUCAGGUCUCUCAAGAGAUAUUCGAUCAGGUUCACGUCAGGACUCUGGCUGGGCCACUCAAGGAUAUUCAGAGACUUGUCCCCAAGCCACUCCUACGUUGUCUUGGCUGUGUGCUUAGAGUCAUUGUCCUGUUGGAAGGUGAAACUUCGCCCCAGUCUAAGGUCCCGAGUAAUCUGGAGCAGGUUUUCAUCAAGGAUCUCUCUGUACUUUCCUCUGUUCUUCUUUCCCUCGAUCCUGACUAGUCUCCCAGUCCAUGCCACUGAAAAACAUCCCCAAAGCAUGAUGCUGCCACCACCAUGCUUCACUGUAGGGAUGGUGCCAGGUUUCCUCCAGAUGUGACGCUUGACAUUCAGGUCAAAGAGUUCAAUCUUGGUUUCAUCAGAGCAGAGAAUCUUGUUUCUCCGGGUCUGAGACUCCUUUAGGUGCCUUUUGGCAAACUCCAAGUGGGCUGUCAUGUGCCUUUUACUGAGGAGUUGCUUCCACCUGGCCACUCUACCAUAAAGACCUGAUUGGUGGAGUGCUGCAGAGAUGGUUGUCCUUUGGAAGGUUCUCCUAUCUCCAAAGAGGAACUCUGGAGCUCUGUCAGAGACACCGUCGGGUUCUUGGUCACCUCCCUGACCAAGGUCCUUCUCCCCCUAUUGCUUUGUUUGGCCGGGCAGCCAGCUCCAGGAAGAGUCUUGGUGGUUUCAAACUUCUUCCAUUUAAGAAUGAUGGAGGCCACUGUGUUCUUGGGGACCUUCGAUGCUGCAGAAAUGUUUUGGUACUCUUCCAAAGAUCUGUGUCUCCACACAAUCCUGUCUCGGAGCUCUACGGACAAUUCCUUCGACCUCAUGGCUUGGUUUUCGCUCUGAUAUGAGCUGUCAACUUUGGGACCUUCUAUAGACAGGUGUGUGCCUUUCCAAAUGAUGUCCAAUCAAUUUAAUUUUCAAUGUAAACAGGAUGCACCUGAUCUCAAUGUCGAGUCUAAUAGAAAAGGGUCUGAAUACUUCUGUAAAUAAGGUUUAUUUUAUUUUUAAUACAUUUGGAAAACAUUUUAAAAACUUGUUUUCGCUUUGUCAUUAUGGGGUAUUGUGUGUAGAUUGAAUUCAUUAAAAUUAAUUUAAUCAAUUUUAGAAUAAAGCUGUAACAUAACAAAAUGUGGAAAAAAAUCAAGGGGUCUGAAUACUUUCCGAAUGCACUGUACGUGAGAAUGCUAUUCAUUGACUACAGCUCAUUGUUCAACACCAUACUGCCCUCCUAGCUCAUCACUCUUCCCCCUCAGGAGGCUGAAACGAUUUGGUAUGGGCCCUCAGAUUCUCAAAAAGUUAAACAGCUGAUCUAGAGAGCAUCUUGACUGUCUACAUCUGCAAGGCGCUACAGAGGGUAGUGCGGACGGGCCAGUACAUCACUGGGGCUGAGCUCCCUGCAAUCCAGGUCCUCUAUAGCAGGCGGUGCCAGAGGAAAACCCUAAAAAAGACUCCAGACACCCAAGUCAUAGAUUGUUCUCUCUGCUACCGCAUGGCAAGCGGUACUGAUGCACCAAGUCUGGAACCAACAGGACCAUGAAGAGCUUCUACCCCCAAGCCAUAAGACUGCUAAAUAGUUAGUUAAAUAGUUAACCAAAUAGCUACCCGGACUAUCUGCAUUGACCCUUUUUGCAUCACAUACGCUGCUGCUAGUGUUUACCAUCUGUCACUUUAAUCCUAGUUACAUGUACAUAUCUACCGCAAUUACCUCGGUACUGGUACCCCUUGUAUAUAGCCAAGUUAUCGUUAUUCAUUUUGUAUCUACAGUGCCUUGCAAUAGUAUUCAUCCCCCUUGGCGUUUUUCCCAUUUUGUUGCAUUACAACCUGUAAUUUGAAUUGAUUUUAUUUGGAUUUCAUGUAAUGGACAUACACAGAAUAGGCCAAAUUGGUGAAGUGAAAUUUAAAAAAUAACUUGUUUCAAAAAAUUAAUAACGGAAAAGUGGUGCCAUGCCUAUGUAUUCACAACCUUUGCUAUGAAGUCCGUAAAUAAGAUCUGGCGCAACAAAUUACCUCCAGAAGUCACAUAAUUAGUUAAAUAAAGUCCACCUGUGUGCAAUCUAAGUGUCACAUGAUCUGUCACAUGAUCUCAGUAUAUAUACACCUGUUCUGAAAGGCCCCAGAGUCUGUAACACCACAAAGCAAGGGGCACCACCAAGCAAGCGGCACCAUGAAGACCAAGGAGCUCUCCAAACAGGUCAGGGACAAAGAUGUGGAGAAGUACAGAUCAGGGUUGGGUUAUAAAAAAAUAUCCGAAACUUUGAACAUCCCACGGAGCACCAUUAAAUCAUUUUAAAAAAAUGGAAAGAAUAUGGCACCACAACAAACCUGCCAAGAGAGGGCCACCCCCCAAAACUCACAGACCAGGCAGGGAGGGCAUUAAUCAGAGAGGCAACAAAGAGACCAAAGAUAACCCUGAAGGAGCUGCAAAGCUCCACAGCGGAGAUUGGAGUAUCUGUCAGAGGACCACUUUAAGCCGUACACUCUAUAGAGCUGGGCUUUACGGAAGAGUGGCCAGAAAAAAGCCAUUGCUUAAAGAAAGAAAUCAGCAAACACGUUUGAUGUUCGCAAAAAGGCAUGUGGGAGACUCCCCAAACAUAUGGAAGGAGGGACUCUGGUCAGAUGAGACUAAAAUGUUGCUUUUUGGCCAUCAAGGAAAACGCUAUGUCUGGCGCAAACCCAACACCUCUCAUCACCCCGAGAACACCAUCCCCACAAUGAAGCAUGGUGUCGGCAGUAUCAUGCUGUGGGGAUGUUUUUCAUCGGCAGGGACUGGGAAACUGGUCAGAAUUGAAGGAAUGAUGGAUGCCGCUAAAUACAGGGAAAUUCUUGAGGGAAACCUGUUUCAGUCGUCCAGAGAUUUCAGACUGGGAUGGAGGUUCACCUUCCAGCAGGACAAUGGCCCUAAGCAUACUGCUAAAGCAACACUCGAGUGUUUUAAGGGGAAACAUUUAAAUGUAUUGGAAUGGCCUAGUCAAAGCCCAGACCUCAAUCCAAUUGAGAAUCUGUAGUAUGAUUUAAAGAUUGCUGUACACCAGCGGAACCCAUCCAACUUGAAGGAGCUGGAGCAGUUUUACCUCGAAGAAAGGUCAAAAAUCCCAGUGGCUAGAUGUGCCAAGCUAAUAGAGACAUACCCCAAGAGACUUGCAGCUGUAAUUGCUGCAAAAGGUGGCUCUACAAAGUAUUGACUUUGGGGGGUGAAUAGUUAUGCACGCUCAAGUUUACCGUUUUUUUGUCUUAUUUCUUGUUUGUUUCACCCCAAAAAAUAUUUUGCAUCUUCAAAGUGGUAGGCAUGUUGUGUAAAUCAAUUGAUACAAACCCCCCCAAAAAACAAUUUUAAUUCCAGGUUGUAAGGUAACAAAAUAGGAAAAAUUCCAAGGGGGUGAAUACUUUCACAAGCCACUGUAUUAUUUAUUUUCUACUAUUUCUUUAUUUUCUUUCUCUCUACAAUGUUGGGAAGGUCCCAUAAGUAAUUUCACUCUUAGUCCACAACUGUUGUUUACAAUGCAUGUGAUGAAUACAACUUGAUUUGAUGUCUACAUUUGAGCCUCCAUUUUGUUGUCAACCCACAGUUUAUAAUUUAAUAUAUGCCAUUUAGCAUAUGCUUUUAUCCAAAGCGGCUUACAGUCAUGCGUACAUAAAUUGUUCAUAGGAAUCGACUGAGACAAAUAGGACCGAUGUUUCCAGGAAGUCCACUGUGUAUGUUUCUACUUGAGCCUCUAAUUUGUUUUCUUUCAGAAGGGCCACCAUGAGAUUCGGGAGAUCCGUCAAUUCCACUUCACUAGCUGGCCUGACCAUGGGGUGCCCUGCUAUGCCACCGGCCUCCUGGGCUUUGUCCGCCAGGUCAAGUUCCUCAACCCUCCCAACGCCGGCCCCAUCGUGGCCCACUGCAGGUACAUACUGACAAUGCUGAGGGUGGGACAUGGUCAAUUAACACAGGACUACUGGGAUUACAUAUUUAUCACUCAUGGCUUUCAUAUAUGUAUUAAUUUGAACAUUAAUUCAGUAUGUCAACGACUAUUAGCCUGCUGAGCUAAAGCCUAGGCAUUAGCUCAAGGUUCUAACUCAAGUCUUCAGGUCUCAGACACAUUUCCCCAUCACUGUAAUUGGUUUUGAACAGCCUCCCUUACACGACUGUUUAUUAACUUGCUGUGGAAUCAGACAGCAGAGUUAAUUCACAAACUAUAGGGCGAGAAAAAAAUAAUGUGGCUGACUGAUGGAACUAUACUCACUGAUUCAGGUAACUCCCAAAUACCUGCACACUCUCUUUGACUACCACCUUCUGCUGCACCACAGGCCCCUGUACUCCCCAGAUCCCCACUGAAAUAACCACCACAGUAGCUGGGAGCCGUCACUUUCAUCUUUAGUGAAUGAGCAAGAGCGAUGGGAGACUAAGGCCUCUCUCUCUCACUCUCUCUCCUCCACCCCUCCCCAGCCCACUCAAACACCCACCCCUUGAGACCGAGGCAUUGAGCUCAGACAGGCAAAGGAGGAGAGGGGUUGGAGGGAGGGAGUGCGUGUGCACAAUGAGAUGUGACAUGGAGAGGCUGCUAAAUGGCACAAUGCAAUUUCACAUUUGGCUCGGGACUCUCAAAACAAAGCAGAUGUGACUAAAACAUUUUCAGAGUGGAUUAGCUCAAGUGCCAGGCGCUGUGCUUUCUGCUCCCAUGAAGCACGGGGCGCCUUUCUCCCUCUAAUACAUCCAAGGACGAGAUGGGGAGGGAAUGUUAUUACUGCCAGUUUAUCCCCCUUCUUAUCUUUGCCCUCUCAUAAAUUGGAUUGAUGACAUUAACCUUUAAGAAUUGCCUGGGAAAAAAGGAGGGUUCACACCUGUCGCGGGAGAGUGACAUCCACCUGGUCACCAAAUGGUCUUGGAUAUCCCGACCUUGGAGAAACAUAAGCCUAUACGCAAUGACACAAGAUCUGGACUUUUUGAAAUGGGAAAAAACCUUCUGGGGAGUGUUCUCUUCAGACCGACAACUCUACCUUAUAAAUCACGACUUUGGGUAGGGGGGUUUAAAAGGUGGUUGGGAAUUGUGCUCAUAGAAAAGAUUCCCCUCAGAAAAAUAGAGGCGGACCAAAUGCGAACGCAGCUAGCUAGCUAGGCUUAGAAGUGUUUAGCAGCAGUGGAGAACAACUGGCAGUCUCCAUGUGGUCCUCUGUAGCUCAGCUGGUAGAGCACGGCGCUUGUAACGCCAAGGUAGUGGGUUCGAUCCCCGGGACCACCCAUACACAAAAAUGUAUGCACGCAUGACUGUAAGUCGCUUUGGAUAAAAGCGUCUGCUAAAUGGCAUAUUAUUAUUAUUAUUAUCCAUGGAAUGAGGCGAGGAACACCAUGUCCUCAUUAUAAUUAUGGCACAUAAAUCAUCGUAUACAUUUUUAUAAAUGUUAUAACAACCCAUCUAUACUAAAAGGAGAGACAAAUUAGACGACUGCAACUUGUAAAAUGUUACUGUCUGGUAGCUAGCAACUUAUGCUAGCUAGCUACCUAGCAUUGUUCAGCUUAUAGUAAUUUAGACAUCCAGCUAGCUAACCAUCUAAUACUAGCUUUAACUUGCUCACUAUCCAUUAGUAAUCGGCUAGCUAAUCAAAUGUAUGUUUUGGUUAUAAAUUAGCUCUACUACAGGCUAAACAUUUUCCUUACCUUCACUAAAGUUAUUAUUCAUGUUUCUUCUUGGAUGCCCCUGUUGACAUAAACCAAUGUCAAUCACCCAUGUAUUCUACUGUAGCUAGAUAAUGUACUACCAAUGCUCACUGGCAUGUUUCUGUUCCAAUUUUGGCAUUGCUUUAAGUAGUCGUCAAUGAUUACAGUGGCUUGCAAAAAUAUUCACCCCACUUGGCAUUUUUCAAAUUUCUUUGCCUUACAACCUGGAAUUAAAAUUGAUUUUUUGGGGUGUUUGUAUCAAUUGAUUUACACAACAUGCCUACCAGCUUUGCAGCUCCUUCAGGGCUAUCUUUGGUCUCUUUGUUGCCUCUCUGAUUAAUGCCGUCCUUGCCUGGUCCAUGAGUUUUGAGGUGCGGCCCUCUCUUGGCAGGUUUGUUGUGGUGCCAUAUUCUUUCAAUUUUUUAAAAUAAUGGAUUUAUUGGUGCUCCGUGGGAUGUUCAAAGUUUCGGAUCUGUACUUACAUUUACGUCAUUUAGCAGACGCUCUUAUACAGAGCAACUUACAGGAGCAAUUAGGGUUAAUCGACAGAUUUUUCACCUAGUCAGCUCAGGGAUUAGAACCAGCGACCUUUCGGUUACUGGCACAACGCUUUUACCCACUAAGCUACCUGCCGCCCCAAGUACUUCUCCACAAUUUUGUCCCUGACCUGUUUGGAGAGCUCCUUGGUCUUCAUGGUGCCGCUUGCUUGGUGGUGCCCCUUGCUUAGUAGUGUUGCAGACUCUGGGGCCUUUCAGAACAGGUGUAUAUAUACUUAGAUCAUGUGACAGACCAUGUGACACUUAGAUUGCACACAGGUGGACUUUAUUUAGCUAAUUAUGUGACUUCUGAAGAUAAUUGGUUGCACCAGAUCUUAUUUAGGGGCUUCAUAGCAAAGGGGGUGAAUACAUAUCCAGGCACCACUUUUCCGUUAUAAUUUUUUAUUUAUUUUUUAAACGAGUUAAUUUUUUCAUUUCACUUCACCAAUUUGGAUUAUUUUGAGUAUGUCCAUUACAUGAAAUCCAAUUAAAAGUCAAUUUAAAUUACAUGUUGGGAUACAACCUGUACCAAUUGAAAAACGUCAAGUGGGAUGAAUACUUCUGCAAGGAACUGUGGUUAGGAACGCCUCUCACCUGGUUGUCUAGGUCUUAAUUGGACACAAAUUGAAAGGAAAUAACCAAAACCAGCAGACACACUGCCCUCCAGGAAUUGAGUUUGACACCCCUGAUCAAAUGCGACAAAAAAAAGUUUGUAUUGUACGUUGGUUGUCAAUCAUUCCCUCUAAUCAAAGAUCAAUUCCCUUAAACCUGUGGAUCCAGGUGUGUUUGGGAAGUCAGUACCAUAAAUAAAUAAAGUAAGUUCUAGAGAAAAGCCAGUCUCUCUCUCUUACCCUGUCUUAUCCUUUGGGACUUUGUAGAACCAUUCAGUUGAGUGCAUUUGUGGCACAACUCAUGUGUUAGUGGGGGCCGGCUGACUUGCGUCUCUUUGAGCUCUUUAGUUGUCUGUCGUCAUCCACAUCACCUGGGAUGUAGAUGAGCUGUCACAGUACCAUAUUGAAUGCCGCCUCUUCAACUUUUCUGCUCUUACAGCAGAAAAUAAGAGAGAGCGAAAGAGAGGGGGAGAGAUUAGAAUUUACAGGCUGUGCUAGGGGCCAUGAUGGGCAGGCAUCACCAUGGCACCUCCAGGGGCCAAUGCUGGGGUUACAUAUGACAAUAACCAAUGGGGUGAGUGUAGCAAUGAUAAGCUGGUAGUAGUAUGAACAUAUUGAACCUAAGGAGUAGCUAGUGUUCUCUGUCUGUAACGUCACUUGUCUGCUUUGCUACACUGUGAUGGGUGAUUUUAAGGAGUCAGGCGCAGGAGGGUAAAUCACAGAAUAACAGGAUUUAUUCCGGAAUACAGAUUACGCAGUAAAGCAUCAAAACAGUCCAGUGCGCAAAACAUGCGCACUGGAACCAACAAGGCACACAGAGAAAAUAACCCGGCGAUACAAAAUACAAGGAGCUCCACCGAGCUUCACUAUCCUCACAAUAAACAAUCACACACAAAGACAAGGGAGCAGAGGGAUUUCAAUGACAUACCUUACAUAUUAAAUAAAGGCAAAACAAAAAUCCUGUAAGACGUGAAGUAAAUGCCACCCGUCUGUCAUUUUCCUCUUUGAUACACUUGUCUAACAGACCUAGGGAUGGUCUGAGAGAGUGAGAGAGAGGGACUGGAUUACCUGACUGUGUUGGAGCCAAGAAGCCAGACACAGCCAGCAGCACACACACCUCCUUCUCGAGCACCGCCCCAAACACACACCUGCUACCUGGGGAGAGAGAGAGAGAGGGAAGGGCCAGAGACUAGGGUUACUUCAACCUUCAAUGGGGCAUUGAAAUAUAUUUUGAUACCAUAGAAUUAGAAUGAAUAGAACAUACCUUUCAAUUCAAAGCUAAUGCCUGGUGAGGGCUCUUAGAGAGAGAGAGAGAGAGAGAGAGAGAGAGAGAGAGAGAGAGAGAGAGAGAGAGAGAGAGAGAGAGACUAGUGUUAAAACUACUCUUCACAAAAGCCUUUAUUCUGUGUCAUCUAAAGAUGCUUGUAACCUCCGUAGCAAGACUACUAUAGCCAUGUCUCAGGGCAAACUAGCUAUAACCAUAGACAUAGAUAAGAUAUCUAGCUAGCUAGCUAUACAAAUAGAUAGCUACCCACUGGGCACAGACGUCAGUUCAACGUCUAGUUUUGAUUUACAUUUGGUUAAAUAACGUGAAUUCUAUGUGAAAUCAACAUAAAAUGAAAUGUCAACCUUUCAUUGGAUUUAGGUUAAAAGUUUUGGGGAAAGAAAUACUAAAUUCCCUUUGAUGACUUUUUGCAAAUCCAAUCACUUUUCCACGUUUGUUCAACGUAAUCACAUAUCAUGUUUUUGUUUAAAUGACGUGGAAACAACAUUGAUUUAACCCGUUUUUGCCCAGUGGUACUGCUGUGACUAGCUAACUUCAAUGCAAAUGUAUUUAGUGAGCAUUGAAUAAGAUAAACAACAGAAAGCUAGCUAGCUAGUUAACCAUCUGUAGGAACAGGAAGAUUAUUUUUCUAGCAAGCAAAUAAGCAAUUGUUGUCAGCACUGACCUGCUAAGUAAUCAUAGCAGCUAGAACAGAAAUGGUAAAGCUCUCACCGGCUUCAUAUCCAUAGCACAGCAACACAUUCAAGCAUUUAUCCAGCUGAAUCCUCAUGUUCAAAUAUAUCUAAGUUUGCUAGCAAGCUCAAUAGCUAGCUAGCUAAAUAGCAAAUUCAAUGUAUUCCUGUCUGGAGAUGGCCACCAGCUAGGUAGGUAAUGUUCGUUAGUUAACAAAUUCACAAAUUCACUGGUGUCACAACAUAAUACAUACAAAUACAACAACAGAAACCGUCAGUUAGCCAUCACACCAUGUGAAGGUAGCUGAUGCAAACUUGUGAAAUGCAGUCAUUAAAAACAUCCUCCAUUGUGCUAGGUCCUGUGUAGCUCAGUUGGUAGAGCAUGGUGCUUGCAACGCCAGGGUUAUGGGUUUGAUUCCCAUGGGGUACCACUACGAAAAUGUGUGUAUUCACUACUGUAAGUCGCUCUGAAUAAGAGCGUCGGCUAAAUGACUAAAAUGUAACUAGUUUGUGUCCUGGGAUUGUUAAUGCUAGGGCAAUAGGCGGAAAAGGCAUUGACGUCAGAAAGUUGCAACUUUUUGCGUGUGUCCCAUUUCCGACUCAUCCUCUACGUCCGAACUUUCGGCAGAAGUUGUACAGACGUCUCAAACUGUAGCAUUCAAAGAUUGCCGAAGUAAGCCGUCUCCCCCGUAGCAGCCCACUAUAUUUAACCUUAGUGUACCUGUCAUUCAUUACCUCAUCGCUUUUCCAUGAUCCAAAGCGUUGUCGGUUCAAGUUCUCCUAAAAAGUUCAGCCUGGCUUUCGAAAUACAAUGCUCCGAUCACUCCCCAACCGAAUUCCACCAUUGAGCGCUGACAACAAAUGUCCAAUGGAGUUGCAUAGAGGUUGGCAGCGAUUCCCCACUUAACUGAAAUAUAGAUGGGAUUCAGAUGAAGGCCAACAGGAUAAGCUUUGGCCCACAGAGUGUAGGCCCCCAUUUACAGACUGCGGAUUAAUUUCAAAUUUCCCGGGGCACUCCUUGACCGUUAUCCCCAUGCCAGGACCCAGUUGUUUGCCGCUCUCACCAUGAAUCACUAGCAGCUGACAGGCAAUCUGACAGGCUGCUGUGUUACUGAGUGGCCCCCGGCUCCUGAGAUCCGGAGCUGGGACCUGUCAGGAUGCUGCUGAGUGAAUGAUGGCUGAGCAGCCCCCCUCUCCUACCUCUCCUCUACCUCUUCUCCACCACUAUCUCCCUCCCAUCACAACCCCUUCCCUCCCUUGCUCCCUCCCUCCUUCACAGCCCAUCUGCUGGGUGUGUAUCCUUAACACCUAACACCGGGGUCAGGGGAAAUAGCUCUAACCCCUACCUGUCACUCGCAGGGGCUGAUGGAGUGCGCUGUUUGUCAGCGCCAUAAGGCCGUCUUGUCUCCUUUGGCUAACUGUGGGAGCGCAGCGUGGUUCAAUAUAUGUUUAUCAUAGGGCAGGAGCAUGUCGCCGCCGCUAACUGUGGCAGGUCGAUACAGAGGACAGAUUAGGAACUGCACACUCCUCCAAAAGGGUUCUUUGGCUGUCCCCAUAGGCGAACCCUUUUUGGUUCCAGGUAGAACCCUUUUGGGUUCCAGGUUGAACCCUUUUGGGUUCCAUGUAGAACCCUCUUUAGAAAGGGUUCUAAAUGGAACACAAAAGGGUUAUACCUGGUACCAAAAAGGGCUCUUCAAAAGGGUUCUUCUAUGGGGAUAGCCGAAGAACCCUUUUAGGUUCUAGAUAGCAAAACAAUUAUAAGAGUGUACUGUACGGAAAAGGCCUUACUGGAGACAUUGAUUAUAUGCUUUUUCUCUCUCUCUCUCUCUUUGUCUCUCUUUGUCUCUUUCUCUCUCUCUUUCUCUCUCUUCCCCCUCUCUCUCGCCAGUGCUGGGGCUGGAAGGACAGGCUGUUUCAUAGCUGUGGACAUCAUGCUGGAUAUGGCCGAGAACGAGGGUGUGGUGGACAUCUUCAACUGCAUCCGCGAACUGCGCUCACAAAGGGUUAACAUGGUGCAAACCGAGGUUGGUGAAGCAAUGUACUGAUUAGCUUGGCUGUGGAUAGUGGGUAAGAAGAGAGCAGUGAUGUAUCAUAGUUGAAGCAUUAGUCAUUACAGUGCCCUGCAAAGGAAAUAAUGAUACAUAAUGGCACAUAAUGGUACAUUAAAAAUGGUACAGUGUUUAAAAGUACAGUUAGCCAAUUAGCAUAGCAUUAGCCAUCCUUAUACCUAGCUUUAACAUGGUAUUUUGAGGUUAGCAUUAACAUUAGCCAUCCACAUGUUAUUUGGUUACUAGCAGUUACACAGAUAGCAUUAGCCAUCCUCAUACCAAGCAUAAAGGGAGUGCAACCAAAGUUCAAAGUCACAGCAAGUCUGUUAGCGUAGCAUUUGCCAUCGCCAUGGCGAAGGGUUAAGAAUAGCUCAAACAGUUGCCUGCUAUGGUUAGUAUUUCCCAGACAGUCACCAGACUGAUCCUAUGUCACAACCCACUGCCCACAGUUAGUUGCUCUGCGUGAAAUAUUCAGCAGGGAUAUUUUAAAGUGAGUCCUAUUGAGGGACACUGUAAAGCAUAGAAAUAGGAUGUUGUAAAGCCUAGAAAUGAUAAUGUAAAGUGAGUCCUAUGCAGGGAGAGUCUAAAGCAUAGAACUGUAAUAUAAAGAAUGGGAAAAGCCCCCCAGACCUUGAAACCAGAUUCUAUUUCUAUGAUAUAUAAGCCUGGGCCUUAGCUGCCAGACGGGCCAAUCCAGGCUAUUAGGGUUACAUUUCCCAGCGGAUCAUGCAGUCAGUGAUGGAACAGUGGUUCUUAGUGGGGAAACAGUACCUGUGAGAUAAUGUGUGUGUUUGAGAUCAACUACAUUGCAGUUGGGCCGAACAGAAUCACUGAUCUACAAAUCACCUUGCAUCCCGACUAACUACUCAUUAUUUGAUCAAGAUGAACUAUUCUGUGAUUCUCAUCUUGCUCAAACUACUCCCCUCAAACACUCUGAGUGCUACUCCAAUGUCAAUAGUGAGAAUGACAAAAUGGCUAAAAUAACUACUAUUGUUUUAUUAACUUCUGUGUACCCACUAGACCGACAUACAUUGUAUAUUCUCAACGACUCCGCGACUAGCAACUGUUCGUAAACACCAUCAGCAAGCAUGAUAUCACUUCUGAUCAAAUGUGUGUGGUGUCUCCUCUGGAAGAUUUCCCAAGUCAGGCGAGUGUAGCUACCUCUGGAGUGUGCUCAGUCAUGCAUCUUCCAUCCCAAUGAUCCUAUUAAUAUUAAAUACAUGUUGAAUAAUAGAUAACUUAGUCCGCACACGUUUUAUUCUAUGAAUAAAAAAAAUGACUCAAAUGUAAUAAGUGUGUUUGCUAAGUGUCUGAGGGUUACGACCCCGGGAGUUUUGCAGUCCCCCUUAAAUAACGGUAAUACAACAGCAAACUCAUGUUGUUCUUCACAUUAAUAUCUCUGGUAAACACACACUAUACCAAAUAAAAUAUAUGUUUAUUUGUCACAUGCACAGGAUACAGAAGGUGUAAAUCGUACAGUGAAAUGGUUACUUGCAUAUUUGCAUAGUAGCAAUAUCAAAAACAGAAAUUGUAUUAUUAUUAGAUGACGGUUACCCAACACAUUUGUCUAAAUUGAUGGGUCAUGUGAAGGAAAUGCUAUAACCACCCCCCAGCCACAUCUAGCUAAGUGGAGGGGUCACUGUUGUCUAGACAUGUACACAUGUUCAUGAAAUACAGUAGAUGGCCAUAAUCACCCCCAGACACACCUGGCUAAUUUGAUGGUUCAUGUAAUCAUCUGGCGAAGUGGAGUCUUUUGUUUAGACAUGUAGCUAGCUAGCUAAACAAUGAACCGGCAUAAUCCCAACUCAUACUACUACCAAUACAAACUGAUUGUCAUAGCUGUAGUAUAAAUAUGUAGGUAGCUAAAGCUAACCAAUUAGGUUAAAUGUUAGCUAGCUAGCUAAUAUUAGGCAAUAACUCGCAAUGCAAAUAGAUUUCUGAUUAGAAUAAUAUUACUAAAGAUAUCAUACAUGUAACGUUAGCUAGCGAGAGAGCAAGCUAAUGUUCGCUAGCUAGCCAACAGUACGCUUUAACUUGCAAUGAAAAUGACUUCUGACAAAAUGUGAAAUAUAUAAUAUCUGAAAAUGUAGCUAGACUCUCACCCAUAUACAUGGAUGAAUGCUUCACGGUAGACUGGAACAAUUUAACUCUGUUUGUUUGUAGCUACAUCUUGUUUGGCCAGCAUUGUGCCAAGUCAUUCCAGUUCACACUGACUGUGGAGUGUGCAGAAAGUAGUCCAUCACAACUUUUUCCAACUGAUUUGUUGUUGAGAAAAGUAGCAAAACUUUUGUUGUUCACAGUGGCUAAUGUUAUAUCUUUAAAAAAAUAUGCGGUAGAAAGGUUAUCAACACAUACUGAGCAGCUCACAUUGUAGUAAGAAGCAUGCUACCUGGCAGACCAAUCCAAACUCAUCUCCUGGCAUGUCCAGCCCAUCCAUUAUCUCAGCCAGUCAUGGCUAGCGUGAAGGUACCUGUCUUUUUCCUUAGCUAAACCAACUAGUCUCGUAAUUUAACAAUUUUAUUCGUAUUUACAGAUGGAAUACAAAUUUGUUAUUAAGGCACAUGAAAGUUCACAUGUUCCAGAAGGCAUUUCUGCAAAAAAAAAAAAACAUUUUGAUCAUUAAAAAAAUGCCUUUCCUGUGAAGUAGUGACAUGUGACAUAUGCCUAGCUUCCUGAAACGGUUAGCAUAUAUCAGUAGAGGCUCCUCAGAGAAGGAAGGGGAGGACCAUAGUGAAACAUAAAAAAUAUAUUAUUUUUAGAAGACAUCCUCCAACCUAUCAGAGCUCUUGCAGCUCUUGCAGAACUGACAUCAAAGGAGCAGAAAAUGAAUCUACUGAAUGCAUAAUCUACAGAUUACUAGCACUGCAGCGCAUAAAAUGUGGUGAGUAGUUGACUCAAAGAGAGAGAGAGAGAGAGAGAGAGAGAGAGAGAGAGAGAGAGAGAGAGAGAGAGAGAGAGAGAGAGAGAGAGAGAGAGAGAGAGAGACUGUGUGUAGCGUUGCAGGAGUCUCUUAGUUUGAGUCAGGUAGGUUUUAUUUCGUUUUAUUUCACGUUCACUUACUUAGCUAGCUAAUGCAGCUAGCGAAUUUUGCCUAUUGAAACACCCGGUUAAACAGAGAGGAAUGCUAUUUAUGUUAGUUAGCUGGCUAAGGCUAUCCAACACUGGAACUCUUCCAAGUCAAAGUAAGCUUUUGGUUCUAUUAAUUUAUUGCCACCGGGGCCCACCAGUGUAACUGCUAAACUGCUUGCUGUACAUUGUACUGAGUGAUUGUAGCGGGUUUACUAACGCGUUGGUUCUAGUAGCAAUGUUGACUAUAACGUUAACUAAUAUGGUGACAACGAUGUAGGCUGUGUGUAGCGGUUAUGGUAUGAUGGUUUGAGUUGGAAAGUUUUUGUCUCCUGGUGUCAGACAACUGUUGUGUUGUGCACUGAAGCCAACAAGCGAAGGGAAAGGUGAGAGGAGGAGAGUGAUAAGAUGCGAGAAGGAAUUAUACAAUGAGCAAAGUGAUGAUGCUGUUUGUAUGUGGCUGCUAUGAAAGUGAUCUGUGUGUGCGGGUGAUCAGGGGUUUAUUCAUUCUACCGAUUCUGUUGAAAAACGUUUCUUAAACGGAAGCAAACGGAACGAAACAGGGAUAAACCUACCUGAGUUUGUCCAAUAGAAACUCUUGUUUGCAACUGUUUGGACUAAUGAUUACAGCUAGAUGCAGGCAAGCGUGUGGAAGGCGGUAUUGAACGUGUCACUGUCUGUCACCUUGAUUACUCCAAUUUGUCUCUCGACCUGUACACCUGCCGGAUUGAAUGGGCUCGUUGGCCUACGUGCCGAAUGUUGCCCCCCCCCAUUCUAAUGCCUGAGCCUUCCGCAUUGUUGAGUGAAAAUAUGCAUAAUGCUAUUCAUGCUAUUCAGUGGCUGGGCUUUUGGAGAUUAUUUAAUAUCACUGGCCACUUGAUGAACACAAUGCAACCACUGUUGAGCCGCACACAACAUCUUGAACUCCUUUUAAGGGCGUUACAUGGCUGCCUUUUUUCCCGCGGUUCACGUACUUCUCCAUAGGAGAUUACUUUACCUGCUUCAAACUGCAAAUUUAUGCAAUGCGCUUUUCAGGCUAUGAAAUCCGUUUCAUCACCGAGCAUGAGGUUAUGUGUUAAAAAUGUUUUGUUCUGUGUUAGAUUUGACGUAUUGACGUUCAGUAAUGACUACUAGGUAACACUUUACAUUAAGUUGCCUAUAUUACAAUGUAAGUACACAGUAAUAACUGUAGUAACAACAUGCAGUAGUAGUUACAUAGGUGUUGCUAUGUAAUUACAUGGUACUAGGGUUGUAGCGUUAUGGGUUAUUACACAAUUCGAACAAGGAAUGUGUAGUUACACAUCCACUUGCUGUAGGUUAUUCCACAUGUGUAAUUACUCAUGUUACAACAUAUUUUCUUGUUCCACUAUGUAACUAAUAUUUUGUAAUUACAUGUUUUUAAGUCACCUGUGAAUUACCAUGUUAAUAGCUUCAACCAAAAUCUGACCUUGUUACAUAUACCGACAAGGUGCCAUUAGCAUCGAAUCCACAUGUAAUACCAGGGUUGUUAAAUAGUCUGGUCACAAUAAUUGUAACAAAGCACACCCUGUAAUUAACUUCCAGUCAUUUUCAAUUUGUUUAUUUCUAUGACCUGGCUUAAAGGCCCAGUGCAGUUUAAAAUGUUAUUUUCCUUUGUUUUAUAUAUACAGUGCCUUCGGAAAGUAUUCAGACCGCUUUACUUUUUCCACAUUUUGAUACUUACAGCCGUAAUCUAAAAUUUAUUAAAUUGUUAUUUUCCCUCAUCAAUCUACACACAAUACCCCAUAAUGACAAAGCAAAAACAGGUUUUUAGAAUUUUUCGCAAAAAAUAAACCAAAAAAUAAAAUGAAACAUUACAUUUACUUAAGUCUUCAGACCCUUUACUCAGUACUUUGUUGAAGCACCUUUGGCAGCGAUUACAGCCUCGAGUCUUCUUGGGUAUGACGCUACAAGCUUGGCACACCUGUGUUUGGGGAGUUUCUCCCAUUCUUCUCUGCAGAUCCUCUCAAGCUCUGUCAGGUUGGAUGGAGAGUGUUACUGCACAGCUAUUUCCAGGUCUCUCCAGAGAUGUUCGAUCGGGUUCAAGUCCGCUCUCUGGCUGGGCCAGUCUAGGACAUUCAGAGAUUUGUCCCGAAGCCCCUCCUGCGUUGUCUUGGCUGUGUGCUUAGGGUCGUCGUCCUGUUGGAAGGUGAACCUUCGCCCCAGUCUGAGGUCCUGAGUGCUCUGGAGCAGGUUUUCAUCAAGGAUGGCUCUGUACUUUGCCUCAAUCCUGACUAGUCGCCAAGUCCCUGCCGCUGAAAAACAUCCCCACAGCAUGAUGCUGCCACCACCAUGCUUCACUGUAGGGAUGGUGCCAGGUUUUCUCCAGAUGUGAUGCUUGGCAUUCAGGCCAAAGAGUUCAAUCUUCAUUUCAUUAGACCAGAGAAUCUUGUUUCUCAUGGUCUGGCAGUCUUUAGGUGCCUUUUGGCAAACUCCAAGCGGGCUGUCAUGUGCCUUUUUAAUGAGGAGUGGCUUCCGUCUGGCCACUCUAUCAUAAAGGCCUCAUUGGUGGAGUGCUGCCGAGAUGGUUGACCUUCUGGAAGGUUCUCCCAUCUCCACAGAGGAACUCUAGAGCUCUGUCAGAGUGACCACCUCCCUGAUCAAGGCCCUUCUACCCCGAUAGCUCAGUUUGCCUGGGCGGCCAGCUCUAGGAAGAGUCUUGGUGGUUCCAACAUUCUUCUUUUUAAGAAUGAUGGAGGCUACUGUGUUCUUGGGGACCUUCAAUGCUGCAGACAUUUUUUGGUACCCUUCUCCAGAUCUGUGCCUCGACACAAUCCUGUCUCAGAGCUCUACGGACAAUUCAUUCAACCUUAAGGCUUGAUUUUUGCUCUGACAUACACUGUCAACUGUGGGACCUUAUAUAGACAGGUGUGUGCCUUUCCAAAUCAUGUCCAAUCAAUUGAAUUCACCACAGGUGGACUCCAAUCAAGUUGUUGAAACAGGAUGCACCUGAGCUCAACUUCGAGUCUAAUAGCAAACGGUCUGAAUACCUAAGUAAAUGUGAUAUCUGUUUUUUCUAAAAACCUGUUUUUGCUUUGUCAUUAUGGGGUAUUGUGUGCAGAUUGAUGCAGAUUUUAAUUUAUUUAAUCAAUUUUAAAAUAAGGCUGUAAAGUAACAAAGUGUGGAAAAAGUCAAGGGGUCUGAAUACUUUCCGAAUGCACUGUACCACACCCCUCGUGCGUUAUUUCUUAAGUAUAUCCUACGUAACUACAUUGUUCUUACAUUACACUUGAUUCAGUAUACCCUUUGAGCCAGGUAAUAACACAGAUAUUAACUCAUCUAAAAUAACCAGUAGAUAAUAACAGGGUGUGCCUUCCUACAAUUGUUGUUACCAGGUCCUAGCCUAUUUACAUCAUUAGAUCAAGAUGGUAUCAACCCUGGUAUUACCGGUGGAUUUGAUGGUAAUGGCACCAUAUAGUUACAUGUAACAAGGUCAAAUUUUGGUUCGAAUUAUUAACAUAGUAAUUAACAGGUGACUCUCAAACGUGUAAUUACAAAACAUUAGUUACAUAGUGUAACAAGAAAAUGUGUAACAUCAGUAAUUACACAUGUGGAAUAACCUUCAGCAAGUGGUUGUGUCAUUUCUCAAUCGUUGUUCCAAUUGUGUAAUAACUGAUAUCGCUACAACCCUAUUACUAUGUAAUUACAUAGUAAUACCUAUGUAACUACUAUGUUGGUACUACAGUUAUUACUGCGUAGUUGCAUGGUAAUAGGGGCAACUAAUUAUGGUUUUGUGUAUCUGUGUACAAACAGUAAUACAGUUGGGCUCGGUACCUGUAUGUACUGCUCUGUUCUCAAAACAUUUCAACAGUACAUGUGAAUUGAGUCUAAUGGAUUUGAAUAGGGUCCAACUACUGGUUGAAGUGCUGUAAUAAAGUGGGCCUUGAGUGUGUUGAGGUUGACCUAAAGGGUAGAAGUACAUGAACCGCUUAUGUCAUAUUAUUUUAUGUCAUCUCACCUGUUAUGUCAUGUGUCCUACCCCAGGAGCAGUAUGUCUUUGUCCACGAUGCCAUCCUGGAAGCCUUCCUGUGUGGAAACACGGCCAUCCCAGUCUGUGAAUUCAGAGCCAUAUACUACAACAUCAUCAGACUGGACCCACAGACCAACUCCAGCCAAAUUAAGGACGAGUUUCAGGUUAGCACCCUCCACUUUUAGCACCCUCCACUUCUGUCUGUCUGUUUGUAUGUAUGUCCUUCUCUUAUCCUCCUAAGAGGCAUGGUAUUUGCCUUUUCCACCUAAGAUGGGUGACAUUUGCCUUCUCCAAGAACAAGGCCUCGUAGCUACCAUCAGGAAGCAGUAGGAACUCGGCAGCUAAGCACUUUCCUUGUGCUCCGUAUUCUCUCUGAGAUGAAUAUCCCAUCACUGUAUCAAGCACAGGUCUCAGAUCUGUCAUCUGUCUCAUAAUGUAUGAUGCAUAUCUCUCUAUCACUCUCCCAAUGUUGAUCUCCCUCGUUCUCCCUCAUAAAUAAGUCAUCUGCAGCCUUCGCUUCAGUGAAGUAUUUGCACUUGUUGAAGGCUCCGACUACUAGUAAUGUAUUUUUUGUUAGAAUAUGGAAAUCUAAGAAAAUAGGAGCAGAUUAUUAGUUUUCCUGGGCUUAUUUACACACCAAUUCAUUCUCCACUACUAGUCUGGGCAGUUGAUUCAGGGCUGUGUUAUUGUGAGUGUUGCAGAGGAGGUGGUUUGGUGAAUAACGCUAGUGGAGGGAGAAACCUUGCCUGAGACCUGAAUACUUGUAGUUCCCAGAGACUAAUGUAAUGCCUAUAGGCUUUAGCUUAGAAGAAUACUGUAAUAUAGUAUUGUGUCUCGCGAACAUCUCAGGUUUGAAGUUAAUUCCCAGUAGGUUACAAAAACGUGUCGAAGAUGAAAAUAGUCAGCAACUCUUGGUAAGACAAUGGAGGUUUUCUUUAAAAAAUUUGUUAAAACCUAAAAAAUAAUUGUCCAAAUAACGUCUUCGCUUUCCAGACUCUGAACAUCGUGACUCCCCGGGUGCGGCCUGAAGACUGUAGCGUGGGACUGCUCCCCCGGAACCACGACAAGAACCGCAGCAUGGACGUCCUGUCCGUGGAUCGCUGCCUACCUUUCCUCAUCUCUGUUGAUGGAGAGUCCAGUAACUAUAUCAACGCUGCCCUCAUGGACGUAAGUUCAUCUAGAGAGAGAGAGAGAGAGAGAGAGAGAGCGAGCGAGAGAGGAGAGAGAGAGGAGAGAGAAGAGAGGAGAGAGGGAGAGAGAGAGAGAGAGAGAGAGAGAGAGAGAGAGAGAGAGAGAGCGGAGAGAGAGAGAGAGCGAGGAGCGAGAGAGGAGAGAGAGAGAGAGAGAGAGAGAGAGAGAGAGAGAGAGAGAGAGAGAGAGAGAGAGAAGAGAGAGAGAGAGAGGAGAGAGAGAGAAGAGAGAGCGAGAGAGAGAGGAGAUAGAGAGAGCGCGAGAGAGAGAUAUAGCCUAGACCGAGACGAGAGAUCGUAUAGCGCUCCUCGAUAUCGCUCACUAUCUAUGCUAUCUCUUCUCUUCUCUCUCUCUCUCUCUCUCUCUCUCUCUCUCUCUAUCUCUCUCUCUCUCUCUCUCUCUCUCUACUGACGGCUGAAGUGCUGUGUUUUUAAUUUUUUUCCAGAGCCAUAAACAGCCAGCAGCCUUCAUCGUAACCCAGCACCCGCUGCCCAACACGGCGGCCGACUUCUGGAGGCUGGUCUUUGACUACAACUGCUCCUCGAUAGUCAUGCUCAACGAGAUGGAUGCAGCGCAGGUGUGUAUUGUUCACCCUCUGGGUUCGCAUACACACAGGAAUGUGUGCACACACAUAUAUGUGCACGUAAGCAUACGCAUGCACACACAUAGACACAUACACACACAGUGACCUCGCUUAUCUCUUUGACUAUCGGUCUGCCGUGGGGGUCUUACACAUGCUCUAUCACUCUCUGUUCAUCUCUACAGGAGAAAAAUUAUUUUUUCCCCUGCUGAUUUGGUACGUUUGCCCACUGACAAAGAAAUGAGCAGUCUAUAAUUGUAAUGGAAGGUUUAUUUGAACAGUGAGAGACAGAAUAACAACAAAAUAAUCCAGAAAAAUGCAUGCCAAGAGUGUGCAAAGCUGUCAUCAAGGCAAAGGGUGGCUAUAUAUAUUUUGAUUUGUUUAACACUUUUUUGGUUACUACGUGAUUCCAUAUGUGUUAUUUCAUAGUUUUGAUGUCUUCGCUAUUAUUCUACAAUGUAGAAAAUAGUAAAAAUAAAGAAAAACCCUUGAAUGAGUAGGUGUUUCCAACCUUUUGACUGGUACUGUAGCUAGGCUAAUUAUAUUUCUAUGGCUAACCCACUCUUUUCUCCCUAGCUUUGCAUGCAGUACUGGCCCGAGAAGAGCUCCUGCUGCUACGGCCCCGUCCAGGUGGAGUUCAUCUCAGCCGACAUCGAUGAAGACAUCAUCAAUCGCAUCUUCAGGAUCUGCAACAUGGCCAGGGUCUGUAUCACAAUAAAGAAAGUACGGUGGCAAACCAUGUUUUAAAAUGAAUAGGGCACACUGUAUAGGUUACUUAUUAUUAUCACAGUCAUAGAAACUAGAAUCUAUGUCUGUAGGACUUUAUCAGGCUCAACUCGUUUCCUCUCAUAGGUCACGAACUGUAUUACAUUCCAUAGGUCACAGACCAGCAUAAAAAAGAAACAGAUGCUCAGAUGCUAGAUGCACUGAAUUUGUCUUGCCUCCACUUCUAUGACAGUCCACUAUGAUAUAUCGCUAGGACACUGUCCUGUCAGUUACUCCUUCAAAUGUCAACCUAAUUGCUUUUGCCAUGCACACCACGUAUCCAUGUAAGACCUGGGUUCAAAUACUAUUCUAAAUCAUUUAUAAUACUCCAGCAUUGUUUGAAUUAGCUUGCCUGGCAAAAUGGAGCAAAUAGAAUAGUUCCAAAAGUGAAAACCAUGUCAAUUUGGCACUCCAGGCAGUCUAAAGCAAAUGCUCAAAGCAUGUGAAUGAUUUCAAAUAGUAUCUGAACCCGGGUCUGAUCCAUGUGCACAAUCAUCCUGUAAACAUUUAACCUCUGCUUUGAGCCCUGCCAAUGGGGAUGGUGCUAACAGACACGCCCAGCCUAGCAGAGCAAUGGUUGGUUCAGACUGGUUCCAUAUGGCUUUGUUUUACACUACUACUCAUUAGACCCCAUUAAAUCACUGCCACGUGAUUCCCUGUGUUUGUGGCACACGGUUACUCCUUUCUCUCUUCUCUCCUCUCCCUCUUGCUUGCUCAUGGCCCCUCACUUUACCAGCAGUGACGGCAGGCUUUGCCAGCCAGCUAAUCAACACUUAGCUCUGUGAUGGUGUGAAAAGCCACAGCGGUGGUGUCUCCAAUUUACAGAGAAAUGGUUCCAUCGCCACCGCGAGCAGCACAUGACACGGCUCCUGUACGACAAAAUGUGUCUUCCCUUGUUCCCAGCUUGGGCAUGGAGCCAGAUUACGUCUUUGUUGUGAUUGCCAGUCGUUGGCUUGUUGGCUGUGCUCUGGCUAAGGGAAGCAUUGCCACAACUUUGAACCAAAAUACACUGGGAAAAUAAGUGCUUCUGAUGAGGUGCUCAGUGCGUCAGCAGUUAUUUAUUGACUUGGGUGGCUGAGUGGUUUAUGUUUGCAGUGGACACGGAGGUAAACUUGAUUCCCCUCCAAAUUGGUGAAGUCCAUCUACCAAUUAUGGUGAUGGUUAUAAUGAGGAGGAAGAUUAGCUUGCUAGUGGCUGAUGAUUGUGCUAAGGAUAAUGAGGAUGCUGUCUGUGAUGUUGUCCAUGAUGAUGAUGUUUUGAUAAUGCAAUGAUGAUGUUGACCACAACAACGAUGAUGAUGAUGAUGAUGAUGAUGGAAAUGGCAUUAAUUUGUGAUUCUCUCUCUCUCUGUCUUUGGCAGCCCCAGGAUGGCUACCGUUUGGUGCAGCAUUUCCAGUUCAUCGGCUGGCCGGCCUAUCGGGACACGCCCCUGUCCAAGCGCUCCAUCCUGCAGCUGGUGAGACGUCUGGCUAAGUGGCAGGAGCAGUACGACGGGGGAGAUGGACGCACCGUGGUCCACUGCCUGUGAGUAGCUGAGGGCUCAAAGGAAGUUCAGUCUUUGUAUUACGGUGUCGAUAUCAGAUUCACACGUCGAUGGAAGUUGUAUACUCAUACGGUUGUCCAUAUCAGAACAGUCACAGAUCCAUGGAAGUUGAAUGACGAAACAGUAUUCAUAUUAGGACAGUCACACUUCCAGGGAAGUUGUAUUUCCAUACGGUGUCCAUAUCAGAACACAGUUAUUUACUCAUACAGUGUCCAUACUUGGAUAGUCACUUGUCCAUGGAAAUUGUAUACAAGGACAUUUAAACCAGACAGGAUGUGGAGGGGUAGAAUUUCAGAAAGUGCAGAAACGAGAAAAUAACUAAUGCUGGAAUUCAUUCAAUUUCUGCUGCUAAAUGAGUGAAGUUAGUCGUAGAAAAGAUUCCCUGUAUAUUCUGUCUGGCCCUACUCAGAUUCAACACUAUACUCUCAGACAGGAAGAAAAUAGGGAAUGUGCUUUACGAAUGUAUUGAUCACUGCUCGCUUCCCCAGUGCUGUUUCCUUCUAGAGCAGUGGUACUCAACUACUAUUUGAGAAGGUCCGGUCACACAUAUUUCCUAGAUGGCAAAGGUCCGGAUGGAUAUUGUCAGUUAUCGGCAUAGUAACAAACCUCGACCCAUGCAACCCCAAACUGUUCAAACUGUUCACACCACUCUUGUUGGCGGAGAGAAAAUGUUGCCAUUUUUAAGCUAAUUUCCUGCAAUGCUACACAUUUUGCCAUGGGGCGGAGAGAAAAUGGAUAAGUUUUAAAGCUAAUUUCCUGCAAUUCUACACAUUUUACCAUGUCUUGUGUAUUAUGAUACCUGCGUGACUCAACUAAAUCAAUGGGCUCCCCCUGGGGGUCAAAGCCCCUGGGAACAUUAUCUGGCCAUGAUAACUACAAUAUUUAGAAAGCUGGUUAGCCUAAUUUACCCAUUUAGCUAACUUGGCCAGUAGUUGAUCAACUGGACAUUUAUCACAGGUUAAGAAUAGCUCUCUAAGGUCUGUCAGUGAAUUACAUAACGAGGAAAACUGCCCAUGCACUACCAAAUUUCGAAAUUGGACCUUGUGCGUUCUACUAUUACAUCUCUCAGCAGUAGUUCAAAGCCCGACUGACUCCCACAGACAAAAUGGCUGUUCUAGAGGAUGGAAAGUCAUUUAUAUGACUUUUCUAUGACUCUCAACCACACUGUUUCUGUUGUGGUGAAAAAUUGCAUUUAAAAGUCACAUGGAAAAAAUAGAUAUUGACAACAUCAAAAAAGACAACCAUGAGGUCCAUGGUCUGUGGCACGUGAGAGAGAUGAGAUGUACCUGAACUGAUGAAGUGGUAAGAGUCAGUGACAAAAAGAGGCUUGUGAGCAUCAUCACUCCAAGUUCGAUGCCAGUUUGUGCUCCUCGCCAUGACAUACAGUGCAUUCAGAAAGUAUUCAGACCCCUUCACUUUUUCCACAUUUUGUCACCUUACAGUCUUAUUCUGUAUUCUAUAUAUAUAUAUUGUUUUUUUAUCAUCAGCAAUCUACACACAAUACCCCAUAAUGACAAAGCGAAAACAGGUUUUUAGACAUUUUGGCAAAUGUAUAAAAAAAUAAAAACAGAAAUACCUUAUUUACAUAAGUAUUCAGACCCUUUGCAAUGAGACUCGAAAUUGAGCUCAGGUGCAUCCUGUUUCCAUUGAUCAUCCUUGAAAUGUUGGAAAGGCACAGACCUGUCUACAGUGAGGGAAAAAAGUAUUUGAUCCCCUGCUGAUUUUGUAUGUUUGCCCACUGACAAAGAAAUGAUCAGUCUAUAAUUGUAAUGGUAGGUUUAUUUGAACAGUGAGAGACAGAAUAACAAAAAAAAUCCUGAAAAAUGCAUUAAAAAAAUGUUAUAAAUUGAUUUGCAUUUUAAUGAGGGAAACUAGUAUUUGACCCCCUCUCAAUCAGAAAGAUUUCUGGUUCCCAGGUGUCUUUUAUACAGGUAACGAGCUGAGAUUAGGAGCACACUCUUAAAGGCAGUGCUCCUAAUCUCAUCUUGUUACCUGUAUAAAAGACACCUGUCCACAGAAGCAAUCAAUCAAUCAGGUUCCAAACUCUCCACCAUGGCCAAGACCAAAGAGCUCUCCAAGGAUGUCAGGAACAAGAUUAUAGACCUACACAAGGCUGGAAUGGGCUACAAGACCAUCGCCAAGCAGCUUGGUGAGAAGGUGACAACAGUUGGUGCGAUUAUUCGCAAAUGGAAGAAACACAAAAUAACUGUCAAUCUCCCUCGGCCUGGGGCUCCAUGCAAGAUCUCACCUCGUGGAGUUGCAAUGAUCAUGAGAACGGUGAGGAAUCAGCCCAGAACUACACGGGAGGAUCUUGUCAAUGAUCUCAAGGCAGCUGGGACCAUAGUCACCAAGAAAACACUACGCCGUGAAGGACUGAAAUCCUUCAGCACCCGCAAGGUCCCCCUGCUGAAGAAAGCACAUAUACAGGGCCAUCUGAAGUUUGCCAAUAAACAUCUAAAUGAUUCAGAGGAGAACUAGGUGAAAGUGUUGUGGUCAGAUGAGACCAAAAUCGAGCUCUUUGGCAUCAACUCAACUCGCCGUGUUUGGAGGAGGAGGAAUGCUGCCUAUGACCCCAAGAACACCAUCCCCACCAUCAAACAUGGAGGUCGAAACAUUAUGCUUUGGGGGUGUUUUCUGCUAAGGGGACAGGAAAACUUCACCGCAUCAAAGGGACGAUGGACGGGGCCAUGUACCAUAACAUCAUGGGUGAGAACCUCCUUCCCUCAGCCAGGGCAUUGAAAAUGUGUUGUGGAUGGGUAUUCCAGCACGACAAUGACCCAAAACACACGGCCAAGGCAACAAAGGAGUGGCUCAAGAAGAAGCACAUUAAGGUCCUGGAGUGGCCUAGCCAGUCUCCAGACCUUAAUCCCAUAGAAUAUCUGUGGAGGGAGCUGAAGGUUCGAGUUGCCAAAUGUCAGCCUCAAAACCUUAAUGACUUGGAGAAGAUCUGCAAAGAGGAGUGGAACAAAAUCCCUCCUGAGAUGUGUGCAAACCUGGUGGCCAACUACAAGAAACGUCUGACCUCUGUGAUUGCCAACAAGGGUUUUGCCACCAAGUACUAAGUCAUGUUUUGCAGAGGGGUCAAAUACUUAUUUCCCUCAUUACAAUGCAAAUCAAUUUAUAACAUUUUUGACAUGCGUUUUUCUGGAUUUUUGUUGUUGUUAUUCUGUCUCUCACUGUUCAAAUAAACCUACCAUUAAAAUUAUAGACUGAUCAUGUCUUUGUCAGUGGGCAAACAUACAAAAUCAGCAGGGGAUCAACAACUUUUUUCCCUCACUGUAUAUAAGGUCCCACAGUUGACAGCACAUGUCGGAGCAAAAAACAAGCCUUGAGGUUGAAGGAAUUGUCCAUAGAGCUCAGAAACAGGAUUGUGCAGAGGCACAGAUCUGGGGAAGGGUACCAAAACAUUUCUGCAGCAUUGAAGGUCCCCAAGAACACAGUGGCCACCAUCAUUCUUAAAUGGAAGAUGUUUGGAACCACCAAGACUCUUCCUAGAGCUGGCCGCCCUGCCAAACUGAGCAAUCGGGGGAGAAGGGCCUUGGUCAGGGAGGUGACCAAGAAGCUGAUGGUCACUCUGACAGAGCUCUAGAGUUCCUCUGUGGAGAUGGGAGAAUCUUCCAGAAUGACAACCAUCUCGGCAGCACUCCACCAUUCAAGCCCCCUUGGAGUUUGCCAAAAGGCACCUAAAGACUCUCAGACCAUGAGAAACAAUAUUCUCUGGUCUGAUGGAACCAAGAUUGAACUCUUUGGCCUGAAUACCAAGCGUUACGUCUGGAGGAAACCUGGCACCAUUCCUACGGUGAAGCAUGGUGGUGGCAGCAUCAUGCUAUGGGGAUGUGUUUCAGCGGCCGGGACUGGGAGACUAGUCAGGAUCGAGGGAAAGAUGAAUGGAGCAAAGUACAGAGAGAUUCUUGAUGAAAACCUGCUCCAGAGCGCUCAGGACCUCAGACUGGGACAAAGUUCACCUUCCAACAGGACAAUGACCUUAAGCACACAGCCAAGACAACGCAAGAGUGGCUUCGGGUCAUGUCUCUGAAUGUCCUUGAGUGGCCCAGCCAGAGCCCGGAUUUAAACAUCUGAACAUCUCAAAUCAAAUCAAAUCAAAUGUUAUUGGUGACCUACACUUAUUUAGCAGAUGUUAUUGCGGGUGUAGCGAAAUGCUUGUGUUUCUAGCUCCAACAGUGCAGUAGUAUCGAACAAUUCACAACAAUACACAGAAUACACACAAAUCUAAAAGUAAAAGAAUGGAAUUAAGAAAUAUAUACAUAUUAGAGAAAUAGACUAAAAUACAGUAGAAUAGAAUACAGUAUAUACAGUUGAAGUUGGAAGUUUACAUACACUUACAUACACUCAUUAAAACUUGUUUUUCAACCACUCCACAAAUUUCUUGUUAACAAACUAUAGUUUUGGCAAGUCAGUUAGGGCAUCUACUUUGUGCAUGACACAAGUAAUUGUUUACAGACAGAUUGUUUCACUUAUAAUUCACUGUAUCACAAUUCCAGUGGGACAGAAGUUUACAUACACUAAGUUGACGGUGCCUUUAAACAGCUUGGAAAAUUCCAGAAAAUGAUGUCAUGGCUUUAGAAGCUUCUGAUAGGCUAAUUGACAUCAUUUGAGUCAAUUGGAGGUGUACAUGUGGAUGUAUUUCAAGGCCUACCUUCAAACUCAGUGCCUCUAUGCUUGACAUCAUGGGAAAAUGAAAAGAAAUCAGCCAAGACCUCAGAAAAUAAAUUGUAGACCUCCACAAGUCUGGUUCAUCCAAAUUUCCAAACGCCUGCAGGUACCACGUUCAUCUGUACAAACAACAGUACGCAAGUAUAAACACCAUGGGACCACGCAGACGUCAUACCACUCAGGAAGGAGACGCGUUCUGUCUCCUAGAGAUGAACGUACUUUGGUGUAAAUAGUGCAAAUCAAUCCCAGAACAACAGCAAAGGACCUUGUGAAGAUGCUGGAGGAAACAGCUACAAAAGUAUCUAUAUCCACAGUAAAACGAGUCCUAUAUUGACAUAACCUGAAAGGCCGCUCAGUAAGGAAGAAGCCACUGCUCCAAAACUGCCAUAAAAUAGCCAGACUACGGUUUGCAACUGCACAUGGGGACAAAGAUCGUACUUUUUGGAGAAAUGUCCUCUGGUGUGAUGAAACAAUAAUAUAACUGUUUGCCCAUAAUGACCAUCAUUAUGUUUGGAAGAAAAGGGGGGCUGCUUGCAAGCCGAAGAACACCAUCCCAACCGUGAAGCACGGGGUGGCAGCAUCAUGCUGUGGGGGUGCUUUGCUGCAGGAGGGACUGGUGCACUUCACAAAAUAGAUGGCAUCAUGAGGAAGGAAAAUUAUGUGGAUAUUAUGAAGCAACAUCUCAAGAAAUCAGUCAGGAAGUCAAAGCUUGGUCGCAAAUGGGUCUUCCAAAUGGACAAUGACCCCAAGCAUACUUCCAAAGUUGUGCCAAAAUGGCUUAAGGACAACAAAGUCAAGGUAUUGGAGUGGCCAUCACAAAGCCCUGACAUGAAUUCUAUAGAAAAUUUGUGGGCAGAACUGAAAAAGCGUGUGUGAGCCAGGAGGCCUACAAGCCUGACUCAGUUACUCCAGCUCUGUCAGGAGGAAUGGUCCAAAAUUCACCCAACUUAUUGUGGGAAGCUUGCGGAAGGCUACCCGAAAUGUUUGACCCAAGUUAAACUAUUUAAAGGCAAUGCUUCCAAAUACUUAUUGAGUGUAUGUAAACUUCUGACCCACUGGGAAUGUGAUGAAAGAAAUAAAAGCUGAAAUAAAUCAUUCUCUCUACUAUUAUUCUGACAUUUCACAUUCUUAAAAUAAAGUGGUGAUCCUAACUGACUUAAGACAGGACAUUUUUACUAGGAUUAAAUGUCAGGAAUUGUGAAAAAUGAGUUUAAAUGUAUUUGGCUAAGGUGUAUGUAAACUUCUGACUUCAACUGUAGCUGCUUCGAAAAAUAAAUGCCAUGAUUGCAAUGAGUCACUUCAAGACUCUUCAAUACUAUGAAUCAGAGAUUGUGCUGAGUUUGAUUUUGGUUGAGUGGCAACCAUACCUCAUCUUUUCCCAAUGCCCCCCAUCCUCUCUCUCAUGUUUUAUGCUUCACCAAAUGGUUAGAGAAUUGUUAGAGACUAUGUUCAUAAUUCAUUGCCAGACUGUUUGAAUGGUAAGGCAUGCAGAAUAUCGUAUGCAGGGGAUUCAAGAGCUUGAGGCUGUCCUAAUAUGGACACCGUAGUACACACAUGGGCUUAAGCUCAGUCUAUGUAUAUAAAUGUGGAUUGGCUUGGAGAGGGGCUACGGUAGUUUUGUUGCUGGGUCAGAUUCUUGGUUUUUCCUCCAUGUUUUAAUGAAUUCCCCCAGGUACAAUUUCUUACUUAAAUACAGUAUCAGGUCCUUCUAUACUGUACAUGGUACACCUCUCACAUUAAUUAAAUAGAUUCAACAAAGUAAUAUGUCAUAUAGAUUGGUUCAGAGAUUUUGUAAAGGGGCCGUUACAAGAGAGUUUUUUUUUACCAUACAUCAAAACUUUGUGCAUCCCAAUGGGCAAUUCUGAUUGACUCUUUAUCCACUCUCUUUUACCUUCGCUCCCUCUUCCAUACUCUCUCCCGCUUUCUUUACCUCUCUCUUUACAAUUACUUCCUCCUAAAGGUUUCCGCAUGUUUCGGUUUGGCUGGCACCUAGUGUUCGCAUACCUUUGACCUUCGCUUGAAAAUACAUUCGCUUGAAAAACGAGAAGAAAGCAGCAAUAGUACUGUUUGUCCAUCUUGAGACACAGUAUUCAGUUUACACUUCAUCAAACAGUUAGAAUUAAUGAAAGAUAACUCAAGAAAUCUGUCAUUAAUUUUGACGUUUUUGCUAAAGAGAUCUCAGUCACGCAAUUAUACAUCUAACUAUGAUGUUUGGUGCAGUAUUUCUCAACGGAAAACGUGUCCCACGUUCUCUAUUGAAAACUGAAAACAGAAAACGUGUCAGCUAUCGUUUAAUGAAAACAAAUACAUAAUUGAAGAAUCUCUACUGUUGACCAAUCACCGCGAAGGGGCGUAGACUUCAGCUUCCGAAAUUCGGCUUACAUCUAGAAAAUAAAUGGUGUGCACGAACAGCCGGAAAAUCCUUGCUGAAGGCCAAAACGAACAAAAACGUCACAUAAUGUCAUCAUAAUAUAUGCACAAAUUGUUUCGAAUGGGAAGCAUGCGGACGCCUGCACUCACUCUCUGUCCCUUUCUCAUCCCCCUCUCUGUACCUCUCUGUCCUAAUUAUUCACUCUCUCUGUCCCUUACCCUCCCCCUCCAUCGCUCUCUCUUUACAUCUCUCUCCCUCUUCAUUUACCUCUCCCUUCCUUGCUCUCUCUGUCUCAUUCUCUUUCUACCUUUCUGUCCCUCUUCCUCUCUCUCUCUACCCCAUUUAGCCACUUUUCCUUUCUUCACCUAUCUUUUAACCUCUCUCUCCCUCUCUCCAACAGGAUGGGUGGUGGACGGAGCGGUACCUUCUGUGCCAUCUGCAGCAUCAGUGAGAUGAUCCAGCAGCAGAACAUUGUAGAUGUGUUCCACACCGUCAAGACCCUGAGGAACAACAAAUCCAAUAUGGUGGAGACUAUGGUACGUUCCACUGACCACAACAGGUGAUGUUGUACCUACAAGCAACGUAGGACACACACCCAGGACACACAGUUCUGGCCGUAUUGGACAGGUUUGAGACCAUACACAGACGGGUAGACACAGAGACACACACACGCAUGUACGCACUCAUAUUCUCAGGCUGAUGACUUAUAUUGCCGGUGUUGUUUAGCAGAUGUCUCUACACCUUCACAUAUAGCCUCAGAAACCAGAUGCUCAAUUUGACAGAACCAUCUCAGGAUGGGCACAGCUGUUCACUUAGAAUUAAAGCAGAUUUUGGGGCAAAAGACAACUACUGUAAUAAAAAAGUUAUUGGUGACUUUGAAGAUACUGUCAUAAUACUGCUUGGAAAUUUUAUGAAAUUUAGAUGAAAGAUGAUUUGAUUAUCUUUGUUGUUUAUCUACUGUUAUACCACAGCAUUGUUUAAUACGCAUUUUGGAUUGGCUAGAAGGGCAUUAUAGAAUGGACAUUAAAACCAGAUAACGGGACAGUUGGAAAAGAUAUCGGGACACCUUGCAAUCAUGACGCAAUAUGCCCCUAUACAUGCAGACCGUACUUGCUACAAAGUUACAGAAAGCUAAACCAACAACUACACAAACUGACAUUGGAUACAUUGUAAACGCAGGUCUUACGAGGAAAAAUUUUAGCUAGCUAGCUAGCAUUUGCAGAGACAUAUAUUUUUUGAGCAUUUGAUGACCUAACGUGGUGAGUGAUGAACAUGAAUUUCUCCUAUCCCCUCCGCCGCUACAGCUGUCAAAUCCUCCCACAUGUUUCUAGUUUGAUCUGAGUUCAUCUUCAUGUGUUAGCGAAGUAAGCUUGUCUGUUUGUCUAAAGCCAGUAAUGGAGGUAUCACACUGUGAGGGGUCGCCGUUUUAAAAAUACAUUAAACUGCUAAUCUGACCUACUGGGGUCAUUAAAGUAAACAUUUAGCACUUAUUGAAACUCAUGUUCACAUGUUUCAGCAACUGAUUUUUUUUUACCUCUACGCGAUCGGUGUCCCGUAUACGGGACGGUUGAGCUAACGUGCGCUAAUGUGAUUAGCAUGACUGUUGUAAGUAAGUAACAGCAAACUUUCCAGGACAUAGACAUGUCUUAUAUGGGCAGAAAGCUAAAAUUAUUGUUAAUCUAACUGCACUGUCCAAUUUACAGUAGCUAUUGCAGUGAAAAAAAUACCAUGCUAUUGUUUGUGGAGAGUGCACAACAACAAAACACUUAGCACGGCAACUGGUUUGAUACAUUCACCUGUGAAGGUAAAUAAUGUACUUAUAUUCAGUAAUCUUGCUCUGAUUUGUCAUCCUGAGGGUCCCAGAGAUAAAAUGUAGCAUAGUUUUGUUUAAUAAAAUCAAUUUUAUAUUCAAAUGUAGGAACUGGGUUCUACAGUUUGAACCCCUGCUGUCUCUGUUUCCACACCCAUCCCGCCCAGCCAUCUAGAUGUGUGAAAGUUAGUGUAUAAGCUAAUGAUCCAUCAUGUAUGACAUUCCUGGGAGUGCGUAAACUUACAUUUUGUAUUACCAUAUCAUUUUUGUAUGUUCUCUAUAGUUAUGUACUUGACAAUGUAUCAAUUGACCAAUUUGGCACAUUUGGGCAGACUUUAUACAAAAUAGUCCAGUAUAGUAAUGCUUCACUGGAUCAAUCUGAAACGUUACACACACACACUGCUGCCAUCUAGUGGCCAACAUCUAAAUUGCGCCGAAACUGCAAUAUUAUAUUGUGGCCUUUCUCUUGCAUUUCAAAGAUGAUUUUUUUUUGUUCGUAUUAUCUUUUACCAGAUAUAAUGUGUUAUAUUCUCCUACAUUAAUUUCACAUUUCUGCAAACUGCAAAGUGUUUCCUUUCAAAUAGUAUCAAGAAUAUGCAUAUCCUUGCUUCAGGUCCUGAGCUACAGGCAGUUAGAUUUGGGUAUGUCAUUUUAGGCGGAAAUUGGAAAAAAGGGUCUGAUCCUUAAGAGGUUAAUUCGGUUGUCAUAUUAGCAGGUUUGCAAGCAACAAAUUAUUAUUUUUCUAGCCUAGUGUUUGAUAUGCAAUGAGAUUUCCUCGUAAUUAACAGUCAGUGUUGACAAGUGUCCUGAUGAGAAGGCAAACUUUUCUAGCUAUGCCAGGCAAAAUUAGGCAUUAUCAGCUCAUUGGUAUGGAUGUAUCCAAAUGAAUGUCAAUAGAAAACAGCUACAAACAGUGAUUGUGUUAGCCUUAGCUAGCUGGCUAGCUAGCAAGCAAGGGAUAAGAACGUUGCCGGAACAUAAAGAACGAAAGACUGGGUCACCUCCAUAAAUAUCAAACUAAUUGAACGAAUGACUGAGUCACGUCUCGAGCAACCAAAAAAUUAGAAAGAAUGAAUUUCCUUAUAUAUAUUAAAGUACUAGAAUAAUAUACAGUACCAGUCAAAAGUUUGGACACACCUACUCAUUCAAGUGUUUUUAUUUAUUUGUACUAUUAUCUACAUUGUAGAAUAAUAAUAGUGAAGACAUCAAAACUAUGAAAUAACACAUAUUGAAUCAUGUAGUAACCAAAAAAGUUUUAAACAAAUCAAAAUGUAUUUUAUAUUUGAGAUUCUUCAAAUAACCCCCCCCCCCCCCCCCCCCUUUUAUCUUGAUGACAGCUUUGCACAUUCUCUCAACCAGCUUCACCUGGAAUGCUUUUACAACAGUCUUGAAGGAGUUCCCACAUGUGCUGAGCACUUGUUGGCUGUUUUUCUGUCACUCUGCCGUCCGACUCAUCCCAAACCAUCUCAAUUGGGAUGUGGUCGGGGGACUGUGGAGGCCAGGUCAUCUGUUGCAGCACUCCAUCACUCUCCUUCUUUGUAAAAUAGCCAUUACACAGCCUGGAGGUGUGUUGGGUCAUUGUCCUGUUGAAAACAAAUUAUAGUCCCACUAAGCCCAAACCAGAUGGGAUGGCGUAUCGCUGCUCAAUGCUGUGGUAGCCAUGCUGGUUAAGUGUGCCUUGAAUUCUAAAUAAAUCACAGACAGUGUCACCAUAAAAUCACCCCCGCACUAUAACACCUCCUCAUCCAUGCUUUAUGGUGGGAACUACACAUGCAGAGAUUUUUCUUAGUCAACCUUGUGUUCUUGUACGUAGCCCUGUUUCUUUGUGUUCUUGAACGUAGCCCUGUCUUUCAUUUUUGUUCAUUGAUUUCACCUGUGUUAGUUACUCACCUGGUCUCAUUAGUUCCUUAUUUUGUUCAGUUCAUUCUGUUUGUUUUGACUCUACGAAGCCAUUUUCUAGCUCGUUUGUGAGAACCAGUUAUAGCCUUCAGUCCUAGUUUUUGAUUCUCCGGCCUGUUUGCCUGCCUGUGACCACGAUUCCUGCCUUUUGCGAAGGCAAAAUAAAUACCUGCCACGCUCUGUGUGUGAAUCUACACCUUUUACUCCCUGAGUAUUGAUUACAGAGAUCAUCCAUUCACCCACACCGCGUCUCACAAAGACACGGCAGUUGGAACCAAAAAUCUCCAAAUUGGACUCCAGACCAAAGGACACAUUUCCACAGGUCUAAUGUCCAUUGCUCGUGUUUCUUGGCCCAAGCAGGUCUCUUCUUCUUAUUGGUGUCCUUUAGUAGUGCUUUCUUUGCAGCAAUUAGACCAUGAAGGCCUGAUUCACACAGUCCCCUCUGAACAGUUGAUGUUGAGAUGUGUCUGUGACUUGAACUUAUUUGGGCUGCAAUUUCUCAGGCUGGUAAACUUAUCCUCUAGAGCAGAGGUGAAUCUGGGACUUCCAUUCCUGUGGUGGUCCUCAUGAGAGCCCGUUUCAUCAUAGCGCUUGAUGGUUUUUGCUACUGCACCUGAAGAAACUUUCAAAGUUCUUGAAAUUUACAGUUGAAGUCGGAACUUUACAUACACUUAGGUUGGAGUCAUUAAAACUCAUUUUUCAAUUUCUUGUUAACAAACUAUAGUUUUGGCAAGUCGGUUAGGACAUCUACUUUGUUUAUUUCACUUAUAGUUCAAUGUAUCACAAUUCCAGUGGGUCAGAAGUUUACAUAUACUAAGAUGACUGUGCCUAUAAACAGCUUGGAAAAUUCCAGAAAAUGAUGUUAUGGCUUUAGAAGCUUCUGAAAGGCAAAUUGACAUAAUUUGAGUCAAUUGGAGGUGUACCUGCCUCGUUGUUGACAUCAUGGGAAAAUGAAAAGAAAUCAGCAAAGCCCUCCGAAAAAAAAAAUGUAGACCUCCACAACUCUGGUUCAUCCUUGGGAGCAAUUUCCAAAUGCCUGAAGGUACCACGUUCAUCUGUACAAACAAUAGUAUGCAAGUAUUAACACCAUGGGACCACGCAGCCGUCAUACCGCUCAGGAAGGAGACGCGUUCUGUCUUCUAGACCUUGUGAAGAUGCUGGAGGAAACAGGUACAAAAUUAUCUAUAUCCACAGCCGGCCGCGAACGGGAGACCCAUGGGGCGGCGCACAAUUGGCCCAGCGUCGUCCAGGGUAGGGGAGGGAAUGGCCGGCAGGGAUGUAGCUCAAUUGGUAGAGCAUGGCGUUUGCAAUGCCAGGGUUGUGGGUUCGAUUCCCAUGGGGGGCCAGUAUGAAAAAAUAAUAAUGUAUGCACUCACUAACUGUAAGUCGCUCUGGAUAAGAGCGUCUGCUAAAUGACUAAAAAAUAUAUAUAUAAAAUAAAUUUUAAAAAAAUAAAAAAUGUGGAUAUAUUGAAGCAACAUCUCAAGACAUCAGUCAGGAAGUUAAAGCUUGGUCGCAAAUGGGUUUUCUAAAUGGACAAUGACCCCAAACCUACUUCCAAAGUUGUGGCAAAAUGGCUUAAGGACAACAAAGUCAAGGUAUUGGAGUGGCCAUCACAAAGCCCUGACCUCAAUCCUAUAGAACAUUUGUGGGCCGAACUGAAAAGCGUGUGCGAGCAAGGAGGCCUACAAACCUGAGUCAGUUACACCAGCUCUGUCAGGAGGAAUGGGCCAAAAUUCACCCAACUUAUUGUGGGAAGCUUGUGAAGGCUACCCGAAACGUUUGACCCAAGUUAAACAAUUUAAAGGCAAUGCUUCCAAAUACUAAUUGAGUGUAUGUAAACUUCUGUCCCACUGGGAAUGUGAUGAAAUAAAUAAAAGCUGAAAUAAAUCAUUCUCUCUACUAUUAUUCUGACAUUUCACAUUCUUAAAAUAAAGUGGUAAAUGUAUUAGGCGAAGGUGUAUGUAAACUUCCGACUUCAACUAUAUUGACUGACCUUCAUGUCUUAAAGUAAUGAUGGACUGUCAUUUCUGUUUCCUUAUUUGACCUGUUCUUGCCAUAAUAUGGACUUGGUAUUUUACCAAAUAGCCCUAUCUUCUGUAUACCCCACUACCUCGUCACAACACAACUGAUUGGCUCAAACACAUUAAGAAGGAAAGAAAUUCCACCAAUUAACUAUUAAGAAUUCACACCUGUUAAUUGAAAUGUAUUCCAGGUGACUACCUCAUGAAGCUGGUUGAGAGGAUGCCAAGUGUGUGUAAAGCUGUCAUCAAUGCAAAGGGUGGCUAUUUGAAGAAUCUCAAAUAUAACAUAUGUUUUGAUUUGUUUAACACUUUUUUGGUUACUACAUGAUUCCAUAUGUUUUAUUUCAUAGUUUUGAUGUCUUCACUAUUAUUCUACAAUGUAAAAAAUAGUCAAAUUAAAGAAAAACCCUUGAAUGAGGAGGUGUGUCCAAACUUUUGACUGGUAGGGUAUCCGGAAAGUAUUCACACCUAUUGAUUUAUUUCCACAUUUUGUUACGUUACAGCCUUAUUCUAAAAUCGAAUAAAUUGUUUUUUCCUCAUCAAUCUGCACACACUACCCCAGAAUGAUGAACCGAAAACAGGUUUUUAUAAUUUUUUGCAAAUUUAUUUAAAGAAAAAUAAACUGAAAUAUGACAUUUACAUAAGUAUUCAGACCUUUUACUCAGUACUUUGUUGAAGCACCUUUGGAAGCGAUUACAGCCUCAAGUCUUCUUGGGUAUGACGCUAUAAGCUUGGCAUACCUGUAUUUGGGGAGUUUCUCCCAUUCUUCUUUGCAGAUCCUCUCAAGCUCUGUCAGGUUGGAUGGGGAGCAUCGCUGCACAACUAUUUUCGGUCACCUCGCUGACCAAGGCCCUUCUCCCCCGAUUGCUCAGUUUGGCAGCUCUAGGAAGAGUCUUGGUGGAUCCAAACUUCUUCCAUUUAAGAAUGAUGGAGGCCACUAUGUUCUUGGGGACCUUCAAUGCUGCAGAAAUGUUCUGGUACCCUUCCCCAGAUCUGUGCCUCGACACAAUCCUGUCUCGGAGCUCUACGGACAAUUCCUUCGACUUCAUGGCUUGGUUUUUGCUCUGACAUGCAUUGUCAACUGUGGGACCUUAUAUAGACAGGUGUGUGCCUUUCCAAAUCAUGUACAAUCAAUUGAAUUUACCACAGGUGGACUCCAAUCAAGUUGUAUAAACAUCUCAAGGAUGAACAAUGGCAACAGGAUGCACCUGAGCUCAAUUUUGAAUCUCAUAGCAAAGGAUCUGAAUACUUAUAAAAAUAUGGUAUUUCUGUUAUUUGUAAUAUAUUUUGAAACAUUUCUAUAAACGUGUUUUCGUUUUGUGACGAUGGGGUAUUGUGUGUAGAUUGAUGAGUACCUUUUUUUAUUUAAUUAAUUUUAGAAUAAGGCUGUAACGUAACAAAAUGUGGAAAAAGGGAAGGGGUCUGAAUACUUUCCGAAUGCACUGUAUAUAUUUCUACCGGUAAAUGUGUGCUUAGUAUUGUUUACUUUGGCAACUGUGGUAUAAGCGGGAUGAACAGCUUAAACAAAUGCAAUGGAAUAAAUGUUGCUGUUAUUCUGCCUGCAGACUGUGUAGCCAUAGCUAUUUGGCUAGCUAGCAGCAAGCAAGGGAUAAGAACAUUGCCACUGAGCAUGGCAACGGAACAUAAACAACUAACGACUGGUUUGCGUCCAUAAAUAUCAAACUAAUAUCUGCUUGUGUUUCCUUUUUAUUAUUUUUUUGUUUUAUGCCAGGCACCUGUGAGUUAAAAUGACUGACUAAUGCUCUGUCUUUAUUUCUCUUUUCUAGGAACAGUACAAGUUCUGCUAUGAAGUUGCUCUGGAAGCCCUUAGCUCAUUC
Coregonus sp. 'balchen' is the source of this 48196-nucleotide messenger RNA. NCBI's taxonomy places the organism in Eukaryota, Metazoa, Chordata, Actinopteri, Salmoniformes, Salmonidae. The record is from the annotation of a GenBank genome assembly.